Cinara cedri is the source of this 72230-nucleotide messenger RNA. The record is from the annotation of a GenBank genome assembly. NCBI's taxonomy places the organism in Eukaryota, Metazoa, Arthropoda, Insecta, Hemiptera, Aphididae.
CGGUGUUCGUCAAUCACGGUUGUCUGUGUCAUAACAUCGUUCCGAAAACAAUAUUUUAUAAUAUUAUAAUGCACGUAAAUACGAGAUAAUCGCUGAUCGAGUGUUGAAGUUUUGAAGAAAAGAAAGUAUCCAAAUAAUGUAAAAUUCCUUAUUUGUUUUUUUUUUUAAUUUUUUUUUUUUCAUUGUUUUUUUCCGUUAACCGUUUGUUUGUUUGUUUAUUAUAGUACGCGGGUAUACGUACACACGGUACACGAUAUUAUACGUUUUAAAAAUAAAUAAUAUUACAGUGAAAUGUGCUGAUUGUACGAAACGGCGAGCUUAAAAAACGCCCGAGCAAACGAACGUACGCGCGAUAUAUAAUUGUCGUACCUGCAAACGUAAGUACAACCGGUGUAUAUUUAUAAUAUUUAUUAUUUAUUUCGUUAGGCCGCCGAUUAGUGGAACCGCACGCGACACGAAGCGUAUUUUGACACGCGGUUACUUUUUAUAAUAAUAUUAUUUCAAUUAUUUGACCGUGAACGCGAUAAAUAACUUGCACUAAUAUUAUUACAAACAAGUCGGAUAGUGUUCAAAUAAUAAUUGUACUAAUAAUAAUAAUGUAUACGGGGAAAGAGCGACCCGUAACGAAACGUCCGCACUAACGUGACAAAUAAUAACAUCGUAAACAAACAAAGGAGAAAACGAACACAAACAUAAAACUAGUAACAAUUCUCCGUUGUUAUACUUAUGCUAUAACGUCACCGUUUAAACGCGCCGGUGCUUUGACGUUAUAUUAACAAUGUGUGUGUUUCGGAGGGGAGGGGGAGGGAAGGAUUUCGGUUAGGGUUUUCCGAAUAUUUUCUCCGAUUUCGUAAAAUGUCCACGUUUUAACGGGCCACGCAUAGUUGUCUUUUCCGCGGAUCUACUGUCCGAUAUCCGAUUACGGGAAAAUGGUCGAUUUUACUGGGACGGAUGUGACGUUUCAGACCGAAAAGCCCGCAGAUAUAACAGCGGGAAUUGCGUUGGUGGGAUUUCAAUUGCAUGAACGUACUAUGGUUAUUUAUGUUUUUCGCUGUAGACACAUUGGAAAUCGGAAUUGUCUGUUUAGUUUUUAAUUCUCCGUAUGAUAAUUACGUAAAAUGCGAAAUACUAUUUAAAUAUAUUUUUAAUAAAAAGUAUUAAGUCGGAUUCAGUAAAAUAAUUGAAUUUCUAUUUCCAACAUAGUCAUUCUAGUAAAGACCCUAAGGAUCAUAUUAUAAUUCAUUUUCAAAAUUGAAAUCUAGCAAACACAAUUUCUGCAGUUUGUUUUGGGAUUAAGGUGAAUCUAAAUCUACCAAAAUAUAUACCAUCACCAAUCUCCUUAAAACGUUUUAUUACACAAGCACCAAUUUUUAUCAAAUCAAUAGUAUUUUAUCAAUUUACCACCUAACUAAUUUACCCCGCAACACGUUUACAAAUCGAAUAAAUUUGUUUGUGAAUUUUAAUGGGUUUUUUUUUUUUUUUUUUUGAUGCAUGCAGUAAACUUCAUUAAUUGUGUUAAAUUCUUAAAUAUUAUAAAGUUACACAGAACGAACGUGUUCUAGUUCGCAUUAGUGUGAAACAUCCGCGCAUGAUGUAGUCAGGUAUACCUACACCGAGUAACAGAUAAUUAUUAUUAUUAAGUAUUUAACUACUUUCCAAAUAGGUACGAAUAACUUUUUUUUUUCUGAUUAUAUUUUCCAAAUUAAAUCAAAAUAAGUGAAAUACUUUACGAACAAAUAAUAAAAGAUAAACAAUCAAAUUUUAUCGUUUUUAUUGAAUUGCGAAACACGUGUGUCUAUGUCAAAAAAAAAAAAUACUGUAUAGGCAACGUUAUAUUAUUUUGUGUACACUGUACAACAUAAUUGUUUAGAGAAAAAUAAAAUUAAAAAAAAAAAAAAUACUUAACCUUUCUCUAGAUAAUAUACAGCGGCACAGAAACGAAGAACGCUGAUUAGGUUUUUUUUCUCUAUAAUGAAUCUAUUUCGUAUACUUGUCGGGUUUUGAUCGGUUUUUUUUUUUCUACGUUUAUGUCGCGGUGGAAGAAACGUAUUUCGGCGGCAUCCUUUGGUGAACGCACGUGCAUUCCAAUAUUAUUCUAUAAUACCUAUACGAUUAUCUUUAUUGAAUUCAUUAAUAAUAAUCGUUACAGGUACAUGCGGUUUCGAGUGUAAUAAUAAUAUACGUAUUUUAUAAUGCUAAUUACUCGCCCAAAAUCCUAAACUUUUCGAAAAUGUACACUAUAAUCACUAUUACGGCAGGGACGUGUUUAAGGGUUGGAGGAGGCCUUUGACCCGGGUGGCUCAUUUCAAGGGGGAUGUUAUAAUUUAUUAAGACGCGGUGAAAUAGGUUGUAAUUAUAUAUAUAUAUAUAUAAUAUAAUAUAUUGAAUCUAUCCCACAGCUUACACUCACUCAACGGGGCUUCAAAUAAUGUGUUUUAGAGUUGACAAAGUGAUGCGCAGUACAAAAUGUAUAGAGUAUACAGCUCAAAAUGUCAGUGUAGUAAAAAAAAAAAAAUAGUCCAUAAUUUUCAGCUAAAAGCACUACAAUAAGAACGCUUGAAAAUGUAAAUGUGUCUCUGUAGUACGGUGUAUGAAUAAUAUGAUUAUUAUAUUAUUAUCAGGGCUUGGGACUUACGCACUUGAAAUGCACGAAAAGUGACCAAAAACUUAAAAAGAAGCCCUGAAAUAGUACAAUGUUUUUAAAAGACCCACCACUAACGGCUCUAACUUAUGAAAUACAAUUUCCCAAUGCUAUACAAAAAUGUUUGACACACGAUUUUAAAUAAAACAGUAAAUAUUUAUAAAAAAAAAAUAUAUUUUGUGUUAGUCGUUUUUUUAGAGUUAAUAAAUCCAAUUUAAUGGCUAGAGCCGUUAUGGAAGGCGUAGGAAUGUGACACCCCUUGAGCGCUCUGUCGCUUUUUAAAAUAUUUUUCAAGACUCUUUUAGCGUUUUUAUGCGGAUUUAGAAUUCAUGAAUUCCCCUAGCCCUGUUUAUUAUCGUCACGCCGACGACAAGAGAGAGACAAAAUAUGUACCAUUAUUCCUCUACCACGAUUACAAAGCGCGAUAACAUUAUUAUUAUGACUUGUUAGGAAAAUCGUUUGCGAUUGACGCUUCCGGUUUUCGAGUUGCGUAAUAAUGUGCGCGUGGCGUCCUCUUCACUCCCCGGCGACGUAUUUAAAAACCUUAUCCAAAUUCGACUCGACCGGUGUUGGUUUUAGGUUUACACUCGGGACGAGCACCGUUCACAAGGUAGGGGAGAGAGAUUUGGGAUUAUAACACCCCUUCGAUACUAUGUGAGUAUUUAUUUGGGAAUGACAUAUUAAAACGAUAUAUUGCUGCCAAAUAUCUAAAUAAUAAAGAAAAGCUCGAUGUGUGGAAUAUGAGAGUUGUAAGCUUUCAUAUUGUUUAUUACUUAUGCUUCCGCUCCAGUCAAACAUUCCUAGGCACGCCACCGCUUUGUGGCACUCGAGAUUUCCUCGGAGCGUCAUCGGAUUUGGAUCGACACGACGAUUAGGUUAUUUCAUGUAAAACUGCUCAAAGUCAACUCGACGGACGUUUCAGCUCGGGACAUUUUAAAUGCGUAAUCGCAAUAAUUAAUACCAAAUAUUACGAUUGCGACGGCGGCGCAAUAAUAAUGAUGAUAAUCGUGUUUCGGAGAUCUCGCAGUUUCUUUUUUUUUUUUUUCGAGUAUACUUACGUCUUACAUAUUAUAAUAAUAUAGUGUAUUUAGUACCGUAUGUAUAGUGGAUCUGCGGCGGGUUAUCGCGGCAAUAACAUCUUUCGGACCGAAGUGGCCGCUCGUUUCGUAUUAUGUAUACCUACGUAUAGUGGUCGUAUUAUUAUAUACAGGGUGAUCAGAAUUUUGUGUUACAUCAAUUUCCUCAUACAAUUAUACAUAAACCAUAGACAAAUCUUACGCUGUUAAAUAACCGUAUUCAUCGGUAUUAUCAAAAAUUAUACGUGGAUUUAAAAUGUUCGGACAACCCGGUCGGGAAGAUCGGCUUUGCAAAUUCAAAAACGCGUGCGUGCGCUAUGCACAGUUUAAAAAAUCUUAAAAAUCACUCUCGGGCAACAGGUUUUUAGACCGCUGAAAUUCACAAAAAAAAAAAAAUAAAUAAAAAUAUAUAUCUUCAAAUGAUGUUUGCAAAACAAAACUGUAGAUUCUCGUUAGGAACUGUGUACGUUUCACUGUGGAACACGACAUUUCCACCGUACACUUCACUCUAUAUUUUUUGUUCAUCUAUGCGGGGAAAAUACUAUAGUAUACGGUUCUGAUCACCCUGUAUGUAUGUAACAUCGUCGCCGUCGUCGUCGUAUCGAAUGUCUCCUGGACCCGGCGUGUAGUCGUACUACGGUUACACGCACUACUAUAUACACCUUUUAACAGGUGGACAGGUGGGCCCAUAACGCGGCGGCGGCGGCGGCUGUGGCGGCGAUGACCCGGUCCGCGUUACGAGUAUGUGGAAUUCGAACGAACCGGGUCGGAAAAAAAUAAUGUAAACCGAGAUUUUUAUUCCGAACGCGCGCCACGCCCGCCCAUCCCCCCCCGCCUCCCUACACAGAAGGGCACAAUAUAAAUAAAUAUAAAAUAUAUAUAUAUAUAUAUACCUAUAUAGAUUAUACAAUAAUAAUAAAAAUAAAAAAAAAAAUAAAAAAAAAUGAUAAUAAUAAUAAAAACCGCAAAACGACUUGUACACGCGGCGGCGGUGGCGUCGUUGUCACAACCUACCGGUAUAUUAUCACGCGCAAGCCUACACGGGUAUCUAUACCGGCGGCGCGGCGGCCGCGGUACUGCGCUGUUAUACACACGCCACGCCGCGAGUGCGCGCCGGACGCGCGGGAAUCGCUCAGUUGCGCGCCACCGCCGCGUCUUCUCGCGUACACCCGACGAUCAUCCGGUCGGAGGGUCGUGCGCGUGCGUACGACACGCGGCGAUAAUCCCUGUAAUUACCGCGUCUCCGAGAAGAUGCCCCGGCGUACCGCGCUCGUACCCGUGUACCUGUACCUGUAAUCACGUGCGAUACGGUUUUGUGACCGCGGCGACCGCGUCACCGCACGGUCCGGUCCGCCGUCGGCCGCGGCGAUACGGUCGGCCGGACGUUCGGUCCGCGCUCCGCCGCCGCGGCCGGGAGCGUCCGUCAGCGGAUCACGGGGGGCGCGCGCGCACGCGCAUGCCGCGCGCGCGCGCCCGCAGACGGCGUAACAUUAUUGCCGGGCGUACACCACAACGACCGCGUCAUUAGCUCCGGAGAGACGACGGACGGCCGCGCGGCGUCACCCGACAACAAAGCGGAAUACCUCUAACGCACCCUCGGCGCGGACGGACGGUCGGAGCACGGCGUGCGCGUACAAUACCAUCCCACAACGCGCGAUCCGAAGUGCCCGUACCCGUGGCGGACCGCGACUUCGGCGGCGAAGACGGCGCGGCGUGACGAGGAGAUUCCCGGCUGCGGCGGCCGCAAGACGCAUGAAUAGAACGCCCGGUUCCUGUGUGCGGCUGCGGCCCGGGUGUUGUGAGAACCGACGACGAAGACGAUUUUCGUUAUUAUUGUACUAUCUUAUAUAUAUAUAUAUAUAUGUAUAUAUACAUAUAUAUGGGUACUUUUUCCUCGCCGUUUUACGUCGUAAAUAUUAUUAUAGAUAAUAGAAUAUACGCUAUACGAUCGGCCAUCCGACUCGGGAUCCGUAUUUCUUUUUUUCCUCUCGCUCUCCCAAUACUGUACGUUAUUUACAAAAAAAAAAAAAAGAAAUAUAAUUAUCUAUAUUUGGUGUGUUAUGUCUAUUUUUAUGUAUGGAAACUAAACUAUACGCGGACACAAUGGGGGGCAAAAGAGAAGACGAAGAAAAAUAUAUGAGAAUAGGUUUACUAAUUGCUUUUGAAAUAUUGCGGUAAUGAAGGAGGACGCUGUAUGGCUUGGUGUAGCACCAAGAAAGUCAACAACAAUUGGAGUAUUUGAAACGUGGUGCUGGAAAAGAGCUCUGCGAAUCGCAUGGACAGAGAGAAUAAUGAAUUCGCGAGAUAGACACGCCGAAGUCAAUAUUGAACACGUUUAGGGGAAAUAAAAAUAAGUCGUAUAGGACAUUAGAGAACAACAAAGAACAACGUCUGAGUGUGGACGAUGAUCGAAAGAAGAAUCGAUAGAAAGACUAAGACGCCGUCUGCAAAGCAAGAGACGGAAAACGCCGAAAUAAAUACAUGUACAAAGUUUAAAAGAGAAGUAAGCGAUAGGGAUAGAUGAUGAAGUAUCAAUCAAUUUUAGGAUAGAUAAAAUAAAAAGGAGAAUGCUAAUAAAUAUCUAGCUAGAGCCGUAUGACUAUUAAUGAGAAAAUGUUACGAAAAUCUGAAGAAACAAGAUGCUAAUAGGCACUAAAAACUUUAUAACAAAGAAAGUCCAAAACGUUAGGAUACACGAUUCACCACAAGUUGAAUAGUUUGUAGAAAUUGUAAAAGAAGAAACGUUAUUACAGUCUUUUGUAACAUUGCGUUUUGGUGGUAGCCAAGGGAACCCAAAUUCAAAAAUAUGAAAAAAUGCAAAAAACAAAUCUCCACGUAAAAGCAAUUGAAAUAUUUAAAAAAUCCGACUUGAAGAUAUUCGAACCAGGUGUAUCGUCGUAUAUUUUAUUGUUAUACCUACAUUUUUUUUUUUUGGAAAUACAGCUGGUUGUCUACAAAAAUUGUUCAAACAAAAUGUACCACGGGGUAGUGACCCCCAAAUGUUUUCAUUAAAUACGUACAGCGUGGUGUGAAUGAUUCAGCGGAUUUUUUAAUUACCAAAUCGAAAAAGUUUUUUCCCAGAAAAAACCACAUCUCGGCAAAGCGAAAUAGCAUCCUGUUUUAAAUCUGAAAGUAAAAAUAAUAAUUAUCCUGCGACGACGCCAAACGAAACCGCUACUCGUUCUGUGUUUCCGUGAAACGUGCGCGCGCGUAUACGCAUUACAGCUACACGGUAGAUGCCUACGUAAAAUAUUACGUUAUUUCUGGCGAUGGCAAAACAUCGGUCUGCAGUGUGCCCAUAGUACUUGAGCUGUAAUUGAUCGAUUAAACACGUAUCGAGUUUCCUGUAUACGCGUUUUCUACCGAAUUUUAUUAUUACAGGCGUAUUCGUCGUGUUACCGGCAUUCUAAACACAUUUCUCCCCGCAGUCACUACGUAUACAGAGUGAACAACAUAACGUAAGCCACUCAUUAUCUCGCGAAAUAUUAUCAAGCAACUCUGAAACAUUACCGUUGUUCAUCGUCACCCUUAUUCGUGGGAGUGAGAGCACUGUACUUACUUUUGAUUUUUAAAUAGCAACCGAUUUUAAUUGGAUCAAAUUCCAAUUUAUGGAUUUAAAAACCUCGGUCGUGUAGUAUUUCAGAGCUGUUUGUCAACAUUUCCCAGAUAAUGAUUGUCUUACGUUAUGUUGACCACCCUGUACACUAAUGAUCGCGAGCUGCGCACCACACACAAGACAAUGAAUAAUAUUCUCGUGUAUAUAGAAUGCACUCGAACGUUUUUAUUUUACUUUUUUCUUUUUUUUUUUUUUUACUGCAUCUGUGACGUACCUACUCGUAUUUAUUUGUGUAUAGGUACUCAAAGCUACAAAUCCUUGAAAUAUAGAAAUACAUAACGAAUACAGUAAAUACGGAAUUUUAUUAUUAUUUUUUUUUUUUUUCUAACACUCCAGUAAUCCGUUUGAUUCACGGUAAUAACGCGCAACACCACGCCGUAAUAUGACUAUUGAACGGAUAUUUAGCUAUUAAAUCCUAAAUUAAUAUACGAAGAACGCCCCCGCCGAUAGAGAUCUAUUAUAAUAUAUCACAACGACGACGACGCAACGCGUCCCACGGUAAUUUUCUUUCGGGAUUUCUUGUACCGAUGAUUUUCUUACUCGUUUAAUAUACCCGCGUUAAGCUACUCGACCGCCUUUUUGUUAUUAUUAUUAUUAUUAUUUUUUUUUUUUUCUAAUCUAUCCACCUACGAACGAAUUUCAAACGAGUCACGUGGGCCACGUAGUGGCGGGGAAAAACUAUAAUAUACGAGCGAUUUGAACGUCUACCUACCUAGUCAUUUCUUUGCAAGUUAAACAUUGAUUUUUGUACGCACGCAACCAUCUAUGAUACAUCUUUCGUCCCAGAGAAGAAGGAACAGGGCCGUAGCAAUGUUCUUUAGCGCUCCUGAUCAUUUCCGCCCUUGUACAAUUUGUUUUAACCCUUUCCGCCUUCGUCCACGCAUGCACACUUAUAAACGUUUCUUUUUUAUUUUCAUUAUUAUAAUAAUGAUAUUUCAUAAGAAAAUAAACGCUACCAAUUUAUUAUAACUUUAUAUAAUAAUUUGAAAAGAAAUUUAACUUGUAUACAUUUUUAAAAUGUCAACUUUUCGUGGUUUUUUAGUAGCGUAUUCAUCAAUAACAUUUUCAAAGUUGAUUUUUUUCAACCAAUCCACGUUAAAUCGACAUAAUACCCAUAUUCGCCUAAUUUGGUCCUAUUACAUUAUAGACCUUAUUAGAUAGUGAAUUUUCAGUUUACUAAAACUUCUUUCACAAAUCGCAGUUGUCACCGGUACAAUUGAAAAUAUCCUGAAUACAUUUUAGCUAUAGUUAUUAUGCCAUUCGAUUGCUUAACAGUUUUUAAAAUUUAAUUUGCUUGUAUUGAAAACUAUACAAAAUUGACUCGAGCCCUUUUUCCCUGGAACCAAAGAUGAUAUAAGUUGUGUGCACUGUUGAUGGUGUAUACGUCAUAAUAAUAUUAUGUUGUCGGCCGCGAUGGAAUGCGCGUCGGCCGUUCGCGGUCGUCAAUAUUUCAGUCAUGGCUGCGGCCGGUAGGUACGUACCUACAACACGAUGAACGUGAAAAAGCGCACACGACAUACACACACAUACAUCCAUCGUCGAUCUACUCGUAAUAUUAUUAUUAUAAAAAACGUUUCGACAUAUUAUUAUUUUGUUAAAAAAAAACCACUUUAUCUGAAACCGUGAGUCGACAUUUAUUGGUACCUGCAACGACUACGGGAUACGAGGGGUUCUUGCAUUUUUAGCACGUAGGUACCUUUAUAAUUUCAAAUGAAAAACAUAAAGUGUAUUAUUUUUGACAUAAUAGCAGUGAUGGGAUACACACACUUUUUCCCGGGUGAUAAGAAAUAAAGUAUAACGCCCGGCAGAUCGAGAUCCAAGUAUACCAACUUCAAAAAAUAAAAAUCCAAACUUCAAACCUGAUAUUGCUCCAAGAAAGUUAAUGUCCUAAGUGUAAACCUAAAACCUAUAACCUUAAGUGGUUGGAAAACUGCGUUAGGUAUAAAUAAACAUAGGAGUAAAAGACAAAAGCUGCCUCAGGUGAGUUACAUUUUGAAGUAGAAAAGUCGAUAAUCUUAUUUAUCAUAGAUCCCAUUAAUCAUCAAUUCGUUGGUAUUAAAUUUGGAACGAUACUAAAUUCAAAUUUUAAUAGUCGGUACUUUUAGAUUCUGAGUGAAACGAAGAAUGUAUUGGUUUUACUAUGAUGUGAUGUCUGUAAACUAUUUUUCUACUAAAAGUCUUGAUCCGAUUAAAAAUUAUUUCUUGUAAAAUUUUGGUUCUGGUUGGUGCAUUUUAAAGAUCAUUGUUUAAUUUUCCUUGUAGUUUCAUUAAUAAGAUUUGAAAGGCUGUAAAUUUUGGUAAAACGUUUGUUGAUUUCUGAGUUACCUUGGCAACAAAGAGAAAUACGGCCAAUACUCAUAAUGGUUUUUCAUUAACAAUGCUUUUUCCCCCGUGUACAAAAUGUAAACUAAAUCUCUAUACAUCCCCCGUUCCAAACUUCCCUUCUAAAACAGUGACACACCCAUCAGUAGUAUCAGCCUUUUUACUUUCGAGGUUAUAUUUCUUAACGUCCGGGGAGAAGUGAUAUUUGCCCAGCAGCGACAAGGCGACGCAUUUUAUACUAUAAACUAUUAUUAUUAUCAUAUAGCGGUUUAACGCCUACUAGAUAUAUAAUAAUUAUAAAGGUCCAAAUAUAUCGAAGACUAUCUUCCGACGAUGGCUUAUAUAUAUAUAUGUGUUAUUAUCUUCUGAUGGCGGUUUCUCACUUGUUGUUUGUCUGAGUCGUCGUCGAACAGAUUAUUUAUACCUAUAUGUGUACUACAGACGAAACACGUCCUAAGAGCAUCUCCCCUCAGGGCUUAUUGUAUAGGUAUUGCGGCUACUCCUCCUUUCGGGACUACCGGGCGUAACUUACUAUACAAUAUAAACGGCAGUACAGGUAGCCACCGUCAUAAUUCAGCCACCGGAAACAAUUAGUAUUAUUAUUAUUAUUUUUUUUUUUUUUUUUUAUAAUAAUAUACUGUUAUAAAGUACUAUAGAUACUAACGCGCGCGGUAGCCAGUCAGGGAUUUAUAGCAAAAAUAUUAGAAACAAUAAAUUAUUAAUACGCUACACGUUAAUAGUAUAUUAAUUGAACAGAAAAUGCUCUCAUAAUAUUAUUGUGUUAUUGGAAUAAAACCAAACGAUAAAACGAGUUUUUUCUUCGUCUCUUUUUUUUUUUUUUUUUUUUUAGUUAUAUAUAUGCUCAUCCCUCGACUGUUAGUAACGCGGCAUUAUAAAAAUACUAAAUUUAUUUUAGUCGUAUAGGUAACCAUAUUAUUCACUAUAGGUCAUGUUGUAACAAUUUGUAUGGUUAGAAACCACGUUUAUGUAUUUUUUUCUUUUUAUACAUACAAUUUCAUUUCGGUUCCUAUUCUUGUAUAUUUUUGUCAUUGUAUAGGUACCGCGACCCAAUACGUGCAUGAGAUAACAACGUAUGGAAUAAUAAUCAACCGUAAUAAAAAGUGUCCCAUUCGCGGUGCGCUGCAGUAUACACAUUCAAUAUUAUAUUAUUAUUUGAAAAAACUUUCACCGGCGGUGGUCGUUCAGGGAAAAAAAGAAAAAAAACAUUCACCUCAUGUGCAGCUAGUGUUGCUUUCUAUUGUUGACCGCCGGUGACCACUGUACAUAUUAUUAUUAUUAUUAUUAUAUAGGUUCGCGCGUUCAAAUCGCUAUAAUAAAGGUACUAGCUUUUUAGAAGUUUUCACCGAGCCGCUUAGGUACCUAUAAUAUUUACACGAAUAUUAUUUUUUUUUUUUUUUUUUUUUUUUUUUUUUUUACUUAUUAUUUUGUUCAUUUUGUUCUGUAGAUUCAAUCGAAAAAAGGGUACCGUGGCCAGAAAGUCCUGUCCCACGCUGUGGCAUAGAAUAUAUUUUUUUAUUAUUUAUUUAUUAUACCUAAUAACUGCAGCAACAAUAUAAUAAUAAUAUCUACAUCACUACAGAACCACUGGACCGCAUAUCGUAUUUCCUUUUUUUUCUGCACCGUUCGAAUUUACAUAAAAGAAAAUAAAUGUGACGUAGGUAUAGUAUUAUCGCGCCAUACAUCAUAUUAAUUUCCAUUACUAUUAUAUUAUUAUUAAGUAUUAAUUCGCAUUCCGGAAGCCGCGUUACCCUUAAUAUAACAUUUAAAUAAUAAUACAUCAUAAACGUAUUAUUUAAUAAUAGCCUUUGUUUUAGAUUCGGAGCGUAGCGAAGGAUCUAUUUUUAUUUGUAUUUAUUUGCUGGAAAAAAAAUGCAAUGAACAAGAGUAAAUCUUUGUAUAUACGUCAAACAUUUUAUAUUUUAUUUUCCUCGGUAUUUCGUUAAGGAGCGAGCACACAUUCAAUUAAACCAUCAAGUUCAGUUAAAUUUUUUAACACGUGUGUAUAUCACUAAGCGCAUACUACAUUCAUUUCGGUUUUCUAAUAUUCCAUCCGCGUCAGUUUAGCCGAUGUUCAUCAUAUCUCGACAAACAAAAUUAACUAAAAACGGGCAUAAAAAAACAUUUGAUUUAAGGUGACAAAGGUUAAAGUCAAAAUCAUAAUAACAUUCAGAAUAUGACUGAACUGGGCCGAACGGAUCCAGUGCUUAGAAUCAUUGUAAAAUGAAAACUACAUCUUAGGUCAAUAUUUCAACAAUUGCUUAACGAUUCUGAGUUGCAAUACGAAUAAAUAAAUAAUAAUUUUGAGCAAUGUUCGGUUAUACUACUUCCUGGGAAAAUCAAAAAAUGACUUCCUCGAUGUACCAACCGGCUCCAAAAUGCUACACAAAACUCACUUAUCAUUUUUUGAUUAGAGCAGGAUUUCUAGUAAAAAAGUUGUGAACAGAUAAAAAUCAAAAACAACAGAAAAAAUCCAUACACACAUUAUGGUAAGACCAAUACAUUUCUCGCUGCGCUUAGAAUCUAAAAAAUAUAAAUACGAGUAUAUGGAAAACUUUUAAACAUAUUACUUUUACGGCUCUCUGAAAACGGAUCAUUAAGCCCUGUCAGUGUACUCGCUCCUUUAGUAAUAUUUAUGUAUGGUUAUAGGAAUUAUCGCCAUGUAAUUUAACUGCAUUUAUAUUAUAAAAAAAAAAAAAAACAAUUAAAAAUAUCCGAUGAGUUUUUGAAUUCGUAAAGUAUGUACGAUAUAUUAUUUUAUCGGUGCUGUCGUAAAACAAUUAAAAUCAUAAUGUUAUUAUUAUUAUCAUCCCGUAACAAUCGUAAUAAAUAAAUGUGUGUAUACACGAUUCUUUAUGGACAUCACAAUUUACAAGUGUCACUGCUUUAGUAUAGACUAUAUUUCGUUAAAAAAAAUAUCUAAAAUUAUACAAUAUCAUUAAUAUUCUUUCGACUUAAAAUUAUUACAUGUGACAACAUCAUUUCCAUUAACUCGUAUACUUUACAUAAUAUAUUUUAUAAUAUUAAAUUCGUAUAGUAUAGGUAAUUACACGAAUAUAUAUAAAAAUAGGAAACCGAGUGGUUAACAUUUUAUUUAAUGUGAGUUUACAAUAUCUGAUGAAACAUCGGCCAUUAGCACGUUUCCGUUUGAUCGUUUCUACAUUACAUAGAUUCCUAUUUGUGGUGGGAAAAAUCUGGAUUUGCUGAAGUUCCAUAAUCCGUAAUUUCGAAAUCCGAAAUCAAAAAUAUAUUUAAAAUCUGAGUUUUAGAUUUUAGAUUCUCUUAAGCGAAAACUAAUCAUAUAAUUAUUAAAUUAUUUAGUACAAUUAUAAUAUAAUAUACAAAUAAAAUUAAUUAUUAAAUAAUGAUAAAAAAAAAUAUGCGUGAAAGGUGUCCGUAGGCUGAGUUAUAAACAAUUUUUUUUAAAAAAACUAUUUAAUAUACAUUUUAGAUUACGAGCGUAAUGGGGAAUCUAUACACAAAUAUAUAUAAUAGAUUUAAAAAAAAAAUAAAAUCGAAUUUUUCUAAAAUCUAAAAUUAGAAUUUUCUGAUAAAUUGGAUUUAUAUCAACUAAUUCCUAUUUAGUUUUCAAAGAUAAAAAGUGAUAAAUGUAGUCUAUAUUAUAGUAGUCAAUAGUUUUAUUUUUCGUCGAUAACAAAUCUCCAAUCGGUAUUGUUACUUUUUCAAAUUAUUAUUAUUCCCUUCGUCUAUAUUGUAUUGUACAAAAUUAUAAAAUUACAAGUUCAUUACUUGCAUGUAUAAUACCGGUUUUUUUUUUGUUUUUCUGCGGUCACAAAAUAAAAUCGAUACCUACCCGAAUUAUUAGUGUUGCUUUACUUUCACCAUCGAUGCGGAAAAAUUGCGCCGCUCGAAUAAUGUAAUCAGCGUUCGUAUUGCAGGACUUUUACGUCCGAUGAGUUUUUUUUUUUUUUUUUUUACCACUCUACCUACAUACCGAGAGAACCUUCAUACCCUUCAGAACCCUCCAUAGUAUUAUAAUAAAUUAUUAUUAAAAAUGAGUUCGCGCCGAGUUUAUUGCAUAAUUUAUUAUUCCCGAUGUCAUAAUUCGACACUUUUAUUGUGCAUUUGAAUGCUGUAAAUCGUCGAUCGCCGUCUAUGUAUAUAUAUAUACUAUAUAAAUGUCAAACAAUAGUACUGCGGUAAAAUAUACGAGCGCCUCUAAAUUUUUUCUGUAAAAACAAAAACGAAAAAAAAAAAAAUGAAACUUUCAUACGACUACAUGCGUUCGUGGAAAACCGUGUUUAAAAUAAUGAUGACGUAUUCUAAUCACGGCGUAUAUUAUAUAUAAGAGCACCGUAUUAUACACCACACCCUUGAAAGCGGCUAAAAGACUUGCCGAGGAUUUUAGGAGAAUUUCCGUCAAGUCUUUGCACCGCGUAACAAUAUUACACUUAUAAGUCUAUUGUCUAUUCGUAUAUACACCGGAUUCCUGCUCGCGAGUAUCUGACGGUCUACGUCAACGUCGUCUAUACGUCCAAACGGUGUGUGUAAUUUGUAUUCCGAGUGUAACUAACACAUCACGCAUUGUUUAACGAACAUCGCGUCGUGUUAUCAACGGAAUACGAGCCAACGAAUCUGUUCGGCACGUCAUCAGUGCACGGACAGGUCUUUCGGAUAAUACGCCUCUAAAAAUGCUCUUCACGAACCGAAAAUCGAAAAUUCCGCAUGGAUCGUCAUAACCUAAAUGAUAACAGAGCCGAAAGUACCAUAAAUAUACUACUGCCUUUUCGACUAAACCAAUGUAAAAAAAACGUUCAAGGAGCUCUGUCACUAACGUCAAACUUUCUCAGUCUAUUUUUUAUUAUUUAUUUUUCAAAAUUAUGGACAAAGUCCAAGUACAGGAUGGUAGAUAAUAACAAAAAUCAUAAGUAAUGUAAAGAGAAAAAAAAAGAGAUCGAGGUUAGCUGAACAAGGGAGGUAGACCACAGAGAUAUGAAGUAGGAAUUUAAAAGAAAUAUGAGAGACGUAAAAGGGAAUUAGAGAACGGGUAUAACGGGAAAGAGCAUGGAAAUUAAUUUUCGCGAGUAAGAAAAGAGAAUCAAUUUGAUUGAAUUGGAGUUUGGUAACAAAUAAAUGGUUAGCCCUUAAUAUAGACAUAUUCUUCACAAUACGUUAAAUAACCAAAUGUUAUAAACUAUAAUAGUAGAAUACGUUAAAAUAUACAUAGGAUUUUCGGAAUUUUAGUUGAUACUCAAAUUUUCAAUGAUAUAUUUUUUUUUUUUUUUUAAAAAAAAAUUUAUUAAAAACUUUUUGGAAUAAUGUAUUUUAAAAUGUCCAUAUUUGUUUAUAUUCACAUAGCUCGUAUUUUUUUCACCGUUAUUUUUGAGAGCAUAAUAACUUCCCAAUUUUGAUUUUAUAUUAACCUAUAUUAAAAAUGUCAUAAGUAGAACAAAAGUUUCAGUUUAAAUACAUUUUAGUAGUGAAAUUUCGUCAGGUUUAUUAUACUUGUUGUAUAAUUACUUUAGACUGUAUACAAAUAUGUAUAAUAAAUGGGUGUGAACGGUAGAUCUUAAUUACAUCUAAUAUACACAAUGCACAUAGAAAUACAUUAUUUUUUGAAAAAAAAAUCAUAUUUUGGUAGCCAUAAUUGAAAAUAGCACGUAGUUCUGACCAAAUAACAGCCGACAUCGUACCGAAUAAAAUACAUAUAUGGGACCAAAAAGGGCCCGACCGGACAAACGAACUAUAUCUAUGCGUACAACGGCUUGUAAUCCGUGAAAUUUCCUCAUCGUUGUCCGAAUGCAUACAUAGUUAUACGACGAGUGAGUGCAGAUGCUGGGUGCCGUGUAAAUAUUUUGUUGAGGGGUCGAGGGGGACCCCAGAAGGCAAAAGCGAAACAACCGGUCCGGCGGAGCAGACCACCCAACGGAGCCCAAGGUCGACGAUAAUUACGGGCCGCUAUUUAGGUAAAAAAAAAACUGAAAAAAAAAUAUAAAGAGGGGAAGAAAUAAUAUUCUGUAUGUAUGUACAUAUACACAUACAUACAUACAUACAUACAAGUAUACACGGCGUAUAGUUAAGAGGUAAAAACAAUAACAAAAUCUGGUGGCCAGAUGAAUAUAGAAUAUGUAUGUACAGAAGAUGCUGUGUAUAAAUAUUUAUAAAUAUACGUUGGAAAUUUACUAUAUUAUAAUAUUAUGAUGCGUGUAUACGGUAGCCGCGGUGAACAAAAUGUUAAUCACAAGGUAAACACACUAUAUAUAUUAUUGGAAUUUAAAAAAGAGCUAUUUUUUAUUUUUUUUUUUUUUUGAAUGAAACUCCGCGAGUAAAAUAAUAUUAGACUGCUGCAUGUGCACAUAAACCAGAUUCAAAUGAAUUCUAAAAAAAAAAAAAACCCGAUAUUAUUAUUACGAUCCGCAGCGCGUAGCACGAGCUAAAAUCCAUUAUAAAAUAUUAUGUAUCGGGUGUAAUUUUCAUCACUCCGACUAUAUAAUAAUUUGUACCAUAACAAUAUCGUUGCCCUGUAUAAACGCCACUCAUUAAUAAUACAUUAUUAUACUUCGCCGCGAUAUAGCGCCCCGCCGUAUCAACAAACGAUCCCGCGGCCAUCGGAAUGGAUUUUGCAAAUUAAAAAAUUCUCUCACCGUUAUAAUAUUUGAUGUUUUUUUUUUUUUUUUUUUUUUAUGAGCCGGCACUUUAAUAUUUAUAUAUGUGAAAAAGUUUCGAGUAAAUUCAAUUUUCCCUCCUUCCCAAAAUAAAAAUAAAUCAUUAUAAAAUAGUAUCAUUUAAUAAGUAUAAGUUUGUUCAAUCCUCCGCCUCCUAUUGGCAUUUUAUAAAUUCCAAGUGUACCGAAAAAGCUAUUAGUUAUACUAAAAUUAGUUUUUUAAAAUAUAAAAAAAUAUUGUUUACAUUAAAAACUGAUAACCCGUUAGUCAUUAACUUUGUUUAUUUUAUAAUGUUAAUCUUCUACACUGAAAUGUUAAAUCGUCGUACAGUCGUGAUUGCGUUCUGGCGUAUUUCAUGGUAUUUCAUUUCAAAACUAACGUUUUUGGUGUAAAAUAAUCAGACACGUACGCAAAAAAAAAAAAUUUGGAGGGGAGGUUCAUUAAAAAUGUACAAUUACACAACUAUUAAUUUUCGGGGGUGGAGGAGGGUUCCCCCCCGACCCUGAAUACGUGCCUGAAAAUAAUCACACCCAUGUAAAAUUAGUCGCGUAUAAAUUAAUAAUUGUUUUUAAGUUAUAAAAAAAUGCAGGCCAUAAAUAAAAGUUUUAAACAAUGAUAUUAAAUUUAAAUCGAUAAUAUUCUUCUUUUCAUUAUUGAUGUAACAAUAUACACAAAUACAAAUUAUAAACUAAAUUUUAAUUGUUGUAAUAUAGAGGCAAUUAUUUUACUGGAUUGUAUUUAAGUCCCUACUAAAAUUAUUCUGCACACCCCGCGAAAAAUUCCCGCGCACGCCUACGACGACAGUUCAUGGAUUCAUGAUAAAAAAUAUUAAAAAUGGACCACUCUAUACAGCCGACCGUGUUGCUCGUAAACGAUGUAAAAUUAUUAAUGUUUUAUUUAGUAUCGAAAAUCAAAAUUAUUUAUUAUACCGUAUUACGUUGUGUAUAAGGUUAGAUAAUAAUUGGGUUGUGUACAACGUCAUAACAGUAAUUAAUUUUUAUUUUACGAGUUUUAUAUUAUAUCGUUCGAUUGGCGUUAAUUCAACUGGCGACCGUUUCGAAAAAAUAAAUUACACUCGAAUAAUAAUAAUAAUAAUUACUAUUGUUUGCUACAUCAAUAUUCUAUUAUGUGGCGUAUAGACUUCAAAACAUAUCAUUAUUAAAUGAUCACGAAUGCAGAAAAUAAUAUUAUAUAUUAACUUUUUUUUACAAUAAUGUAAUAUAGAGAUUAAAUAGAUUUCUGUUGGGUGCAUAGUGAACGUUUUUUUUAUUUAUUUAUUUUAUUUUAUUAGUAAUAUAUCAUUUUUUUUACGUCUACGCGAAUCCAACUCAAAAAUGCAAUAACUCAAAUUAUAUUAUGAUAAAAUAAAUUGGUACAACGUACGAUUGAAGAUAAUGCGUCAUCAGUAUUAUAUUGUAUGAAUAUUAUAUUAUACAAACGGUGGCUGUUUGUUAUAAUAAUAAUUCCACUAAAAAAUUAAUAUUAAGACUGAAAUUCAAAGAUACGUUAUCUGCGCAUUCUAGUAGUUCUUAUAUGAUAAUAAUUUUGGAAUUUAUAAAAACAAAGCAUUUGAUUCAAAUAUUAUAAUAUUUAUUGUUUCAUUUUUCACUUAUUUCGCUUUAGAUUGCAUGUUUUAUAUUCCAGUUAUGAGUACCGGAAUUGUGUAGUAUUUUUCAUUUUGACAGUGGACAUUUUUGGAGAGACGAUUAAAACACAAUAUUUAUUCUAAACUGAGUGAGUUGACGUUUAAAUAUUAAGUUUUUUGUCAAAUUAGGUGUAGAUACUAAUAUGGUGUUCUAGUUUAAUAUAUGCAUUAUCAGUGGCGUAUUAAGAUAUUUCACCACCCCUCCUCCCUCCGUCCUCCCUAUUAUAAAAUAUAAACAAAUAAUUUAAACAAUUCAGCGUUUAAAACUUAUUAGCAAUAAUAAAACAAAAAUGUAAAACAUUUUUCUUUACCAAUACACACUGAAUCACUAAAUGCAGAAAGAGCACGUGUGUUCAUAUUCUCUAAAACGACAAAAAUAUUUAACAUCUGUGUCAAAAAUUAAAACUUCAUGCUAAUAACUAAUGUAAACGCAUUAGAUAUUAUAAUCUAUACGAUUCUACGGUAAUGUUAUGAAAUACUAUAAAGCUCUAGAUUCAUUUACUUCAGAAGGUUAAUUAAUUGUCUUUCUUGAAAAUAUGUAUACAUAUAUUUUGUUUGCAUUAUUAUAUUUAUAUUUUCAUUAACUAACUUUCUUUAGCUCCCGUGUUGAAAACUGCUGUGUACGCCUCUAUGUAAGAAGUAGACUAAUAUAUAAGUGAUAUAUCUAUAUAUAAACUCAAUAUACAAAGUUUACCCUGUUUAUUUUUUUAAAUUCAUGUCUAUAAUAAGACAAAAACAGAUUUGUAUUCUGGUUAAGUACAAGUACUCGUAUAAUUUCUAAUAACAUUAUUGCUCGUUUUAUAAACCUCCUCGAAACUCGCGGUUAUAUUACAAUAAUGUUAACACAAGAGUAUUUUAGAUUUUUCUUUCGGGAUUAUAAUAUAAUGUUGGUACUCAAGAACUAUCGACAAAUUGUUAUUUAACUGCGGUACAACGCACGAGUCAUCUCUGUAAAAACCGCGGGUGUUAUUCUCAAUCAUACACGAGUAUAGAUUCAAUAUAAUGGUUCGGGUGUAUUAAAAUACUUUUGAGAUGUUUCCAAUCACGACGUAUUUGUAUAAAUUAAAAAAAAAAAAAAAAGAUAAUUAUGAACAGAUAUAUGAAAAAAAAAAUCCGGUCGGUUGUUAAUGUAUAGGUAAUUAAUGACAUAUUAUUUACCUACAUAUAUAUAUAUAUAUAAAUAAAAACCAUCACGUACCUAUACAUGGAACUAUAUCGUAUCAUUAGUGAGUGCUUAUUAUAAAUCGCUUCGAAACAAUAUUAAUGUUAUGUAUAACUAUUAACAUCUGAAAAAAAAAAAAAAAAAUUUGUUUAAUAUUUCCAUAUACUUGUCUACGGUAUAUUUUGUUCUACGCAUUCAGGUGUCAUUACGUAAUUAGGUCGUGUAAACGCGUCCGUCCGAAUAGAUAAUACGGCAGUAUUAUAGAGUAGACAUAUUAGUAGCAGUAGAAGUGAGUAGUCGUGUUUUUUAGCUAAUGCCCUGAGGUUUUUAAAAAAAACAAUACUUUUUAUCAGUAUAUUACCAUGUAGGUAUAGUUUGGCUACACAUAUAUAGGUAUUAUAUUAUAUACGAUUUUAAUGCGCUUGAUCAUAAAUCAUAAAACAUUAGUGCCAAGUACGUACAUCGUAUAUAGGUACGUCGGUUGUAACGCGUAAAAGUCUCCCUAAAUAUCGCUUUUUAUGGAUAAGUUUACUUGCCCGUAUUUUCAAUACGAAUCCAAACAUUAUAUAUUAUUAUUAUAUCGCAGCAGUAAUAACUCAAAAGAAUUUGACGAGAAUUAAUUUUUUUUUUUUUUUCAAAUCAGGUUUAUCAUUAUUAUUAUUGCACAACGCGCGAUUUAGUUAGUCUGGUACCUAUACAAAAAAAAUGAUUAACAUUUGUAAAUCGUAAAUAACAUUAUAUACCUGCCUAGUAUAUACUUAUAGAACGUAAAAAUGUCCUCGGCAAUAAAUAAAUCACGUUUAGCUAUAUACAGUCGUUAAUAAUAACCGAUGCGAAUGUUUUAUCAAUCAUGAAACCAUUACGCGAAUCUAUCGAUUCCAACAAAAGUACUAUUAGAAUAAUGUUAAAGUGUUAUACGGCAAUGAUGAUGUAUUUCGACACGUCAAAAUUGGCAUCAUAGCAUAUUAUCAUUACAGGAUGCGGCAAAACGGUUCUCCCGAAUAUAAAAAUAUAACGAAUGGAACCGAUAUUUUCGAAAAAAAUAAAAUAAAAACAUGCUGCUGCGAUUUCUCGCCUUAUACGGUAUCCGAUAUUUGUGGCUGAUGUAAAUAAGCAAAUAUAUGCUUUUUUCAGAUGCUCCCCUAAAAAAACAAAAAACCGUCGACUGGCAGAUCAAAAAAAUAAAAUAAAAUAAAAUAAAGUGUCUUUUACAGACAUAAAACGACUAAAAUCUUAACUUUUGAUGGCAAUUUCGAAUUUGUUUAGCCUAAACUGUAUAAGACAAAUUGAUUUUGGAUUUCUUAUUGUACAGUUCCUUUCCGAGGUUUUUUCCGUUUUCUAAAAAAAGAAAACGUAUGUUUGGAACAUGUGAGUUUUAAUUCUUGCCUACUCAAUUAUAAAGUAUGGACGAGUUUUACGCGUUCUGAUUCAUUAUUUAUAAUUUUUUGUGAAUCGCAUUAUUUGUAGGUUUUUAAUAUUAUUAUUGUAAGAGGAAAUAAUUGUUUAAAGCACGUUCCCACGACGAAUGCUUCUGCUCGGGGACCCCCGUAGAUUCGUUACCACGCGCUGCAGACGUGGCGCGAGGCAGCUGAACUCGCCCGAGUUUUUAUUAUUGAAGUUAACGUAGUCUUUAGGGAGAGAGUAAAAAAGAAAAAAAAUAUUUUUAAAUUUUCGUCGGUUUGUCAACCGUUUUGACGCGUUCCCACGUACCAAUACGCACACCAACACCGUUUUGGUACUAUAAAACACUUCCGCCGUUAUCGCGUAUUAUCUCUAAUCUCGAGCAGCUAUAAUUAUUCCAAGUACACGAUUAAUAAUAUUUACUUUAUAGUUUAUAGAGCCAACAAGCAUAUUAUCCAAUGUUACGUUGACUAUCGAAAAGUAUCAUGUAUUGUAUACGAGUAAAUAAGAAAAUAAUAUAGAACCGAACCACUCAAUUAUAGGCAAAUCGAUUUUAACUCGAGCGUCGAUUUCUUUUGUUUUGAUCGGUAUCUUAUUGGGUGAAAUAUUAUGGUUACAAGAAGUAUAUUACGCUUCAACGGCUAAAGGAAGUCUAUAAAGUGCGUUUAAAAUGUUAUGAAUGAAGUAAAACAGUUUUUUUUUUUUUUUUUAGAUAUUUUCCGUCUUCCGAACAGUAGGCCGUCAUCUGCGAUGAUGUGCUGUUCACCGGCCACGACUUCCUCAUUAUCUCCUCGUCGUGUGAUAAUGAUGUACAAUAAAUAGUCGCUGCUGAAGAUUCUCUUACACGUUAAACGACCGGGAAAAAAAUCGGGUGUGUAUUUAAAAAAAAUAUUUUAUAUUAUUAUGAACGUUUAAGUGUAUUGUGGCGUGUAAGUCACAGGUGCGACAAAACGCCAUGUGACGGUCUGAGGGCUGUAUGAAGGGUCACCUCAUCUGGACCGAAAUCUGAUAGUACACAUUAUGGCCAGAAUUUUUUUUUUUCUGUUAAAACGCUUGGCAUAAUCGAUUUCCGCCCCGUAUCUCGUUACUCUCGAAUACCAAAUCAACUUUCGGUAAAGCGAAAAAUAUAACAGUGCAUCCUGGAUCACCGGCCCGGUAAUAAUCGUCGUUUAUUACCUAUAUACGAUGGUCGAUGACGGCUAAAUCCAGUAGGCACGAUAAUAAUAUCGUAUAUGCCUACCUCGGUCGUCCGGAUAGAGUCGUGUUUUAUAAAACUGGUUAGCGAGGAUCGCCGUCGGUCCGAGUGGCCGAGAAAAAGGGUAGGUAGGUAUAUUAAGAAUACAGUCGCGCAAUGUCGAUCGGGUCACGUGUUUUAUACUUGUAUUAUUAUUAUUAAUAUUACGAGUGUAUAAACCGGAGGAAACGCGUGGCUCGGCUCUAUAAAUCACGUGGUGGUCAACGGUUUUUUUUUCUGCCCGCGUAUUGUUGACCUUUUAAUUGGACGGCCGCGCGUCAACAGCCUUCCGUCUGGAGACAUCAUCAUAAAUGCGCGUAAAAACGAUUUUACCGCCGUCGAGAAACCUGUAAUAAUCGACGACAACGUCAUUUCCAUAAACGUUAGCGUUAUUCUUUCGCGUAUAAGAUACCUGUUGUACCUAUACCUGUAUACGUGAUGCGUGCGUUAUUCUGUACAUGACGAGCGGGUCGCAGAGAAAAAAAAAUAUACGACAGCCCAGCCACUCUCCCCCGCUGGCUCCCGGGUAGUACCUAUAUUGAAGUUUUUUUUUUAACGCGACUUCCAGAAGCACGUCGUCUUUUAAACUUACUCUUUUACAUCGACUGUACAGCAUACAAAAUGUAAUAGAGGAGACGCUGCAGCGCACACGAUUCUAUAUAAAAAUUAUAAAUUCACAAUAAACUGCUGUUGUAUGAUAGUAUUAUAGUUGUACUACUACGCUACCGCAACCGUAUAGUAUAACAUAGUAGUCGGGAAAAAAAAAACGUGAACAUAUUGAUUAAAAUAAAAAAAUAAAAAAUAGUUUUUCAAUAAUUGUAUAGUUUUAUAUUACCUAUCGCGUGAUUACGAUGUUUUAAGGCUGUUUUGAGUUUCAAAGUAGUUAGGUUGUACAGUGUAUACUCGUAUAUCUCGCGAUCAAACUAUACGCGGUAGUUUUCCGUACCUGCCUACCUGUCUGUAUUAAAACUUUUUUUUUUAAUUAAACGUAAUAGUAUUAUUAUUAUUUUAUGGCGCUUUCCACUUUUAAUUAACGAACAGGAUCAUAAUUAUAAGGUGUAUAGUAUAUAUACAUUAUAUACAUAUGUGUAGUGUUCGGCAUAAACGAAUAAUAAUUUUUAGAAUAAAACUAAGGUGUAUAAUAUGUACGUAAAUUAUAUUAUGCCGUGUAUUUCACUCGAACGAUAACAUAAAAUAUUUAAUGCAUAUAUUUAACAUAAAUAUGAAAUCGAAUCGAAAUGGGUUUCUUUUAUUUUCUUAUCGAAAGAUCGGGAAAACCAAAUAUACGUCAAUUUAAGCCAAUUUUCAAAACUUUGACCCUUGUGGUACGCUAUAAAACAUAUAUUUCCUUAAAUAAAACAGUCUAUUUUUUAGCAGAGUCCUAAACAGUCCAAUUUUGUUUUCCAAGUGACUUUGAUUAAAAUACAAAUUCUUUUUAUAUCUAAAAAUUACAAAAAAAUCUAACAGUCAUCUAAAAUGUAUUAAAAAUGAUGAUUUUUUUUUGAAUUGGAAAAUUUUACUUUAAAAAUGAAGAAAUUCGAAUUCUGUUUUAUGGCGUAAAAAAUCAUAAAAUUGCAUGCGUUAAUUUAUAAAAUUGUAUCACAGGAAAAAUUUAGAAAAAAGAAAAUUGUAUAAAUUAAAGUUGCUUGGACAUUGUAAUUCGUAGGAUUAUUUUGAACCUGGUACUAAAAAUAAAUGUUUCCAUUUAAAAAAAUUAAAGUUUUAUUGAACAAACUCAAGGGUUAGAAUACCCAAAUUGGCUUUAAAAAUGUACUUUUUGGUAUCCCACACUUUCCUACAAAUAGCUAUAGUCAAUUUAAAUCUAUCCCGUUGAAAUAUAUCAUGUUACCAUAAUUUAACUGAAGCACACUGUAUAAUACUUACACUCUCAAAUUAAAACGUUUAAAAGCGAAGAAGAAAAAAUAUGUGAUUUACUCGUUUAAUCUCUGCAUAAAUAAAAAGUUUUUAUCAUUAUUAAUUCGUAUAGAGGUAUAUAAUGUAUACGCCAUAAAACUAUUUAAAAUAUUUACUAUUUUUAAUUUUUUUUUUUUUUUUUAUUAUGAUAGGCAAACUAUUAAAAUAAUCUACUUUGAUUUGACGUUAAUCCACAUAAACUAACCUAUAAUUCAUAUUAUUAUUGCGGUACGUCAAACAAUAAUUUGUCAUUGACAUUAUAUUAGUUUAUCGUAGCUAACAUAAGUUUUUUAAGGCAUAUGAGGCCAAAACUAAACUUUUAAAAAUUAUACUUCAAUCCGUUUUUAGAAUUUAAUACGAGUUUAAUUAUCUUAAAAGCAUCUAUUAUGGCUAGACUAUAAAAAAAAUUACUCAAAAGCAAAUUGAAUAAUGCCAUUUUCGAGUGGUCUAUAGAUAUAUAAUAUUAUUUAUCGUAGAAUAUAAUAUAUACUAAUAAAUAAUAUGUAAUCAUGAUGACGUGCGAUUAAAAAACUUGAAUUUUGUUCAAAAUGUGGUAUGUAUGCACUACACGCACUUGAAGUACAAUAUGUUCUAUUCGAGUCACUGAUUCGUUUGUUUUAUUUUGAAAAGAUAUAUUGUCUUUUUGAACGAACGCUCUUUAAAAAUUAUAUUUUUAACGUUUUAGAUUCUCAGUUUAACAAAGAAGCUAUUAUAGUUUUACAAUAAUUUGUUUUUAUUAUUAUUAUUUUUUUUUUCUCUGGAAAAUUACUUAUACGAUUAGUAAAAUUGAUUAGGUUCGUUCAUGCCAUACCUCGAAAGAUGACCUUCUACUGACAGUACUUUAUAUGAAAUAUUUUUCGAAAUCCCCAAUAAUUUGUCCAAAAAAUAGCAAAUACAAGUAAUCAGUGGGAAAUAGAGUUUAAUUUAUACUGUUAUCCGUUUAAAAACGAACGGUCGUAUAACAGUUUGUAUUUGAAUAUAUAAAUUUGUUUCUUUUUUUUUUUUACAUUAUCCAUACUCACAUUUUAUGUUAUACGGUACGGGUAUAUAAUAAUUUACAAUUACUUUUUGUGUAUCCAUUAGUUGAUCAAUAUUACGUGUGUUUGCCAACACGGCUAUAAUAUAUUAUAUUGUACGAAAUAAUACAUUUUACAAUAAUAUAUAAUACACAUGUUAUAACACGAACCCAACGUGCGGAUACAAGAGAAGAUCGACUUACUAUUCAGUAUAGCGUACCGAUGUACGGUGGUCGUGGUCGUGUUAUUUUAGAUUUUGAAAAAUCAUAAAAAAUUACGAGCAAAUUUCCGUGGCUUAUCCAUAAUCCAUAGUUAAGUUUACACUAAAUUUCGUAUUAAUAUAAUGUUAUUAAAAUGUAAUUGUGUGUAUAUAAAUGCACGGGCAUAAAAAAAAACAACAAUAUUUUUGAUUUUUUUUUUUUUUAAAUGUAAUGAAGUAGGUGUGUAAAUAAUACAGUAUAAUAAAAAAUAUUAAAAUUUCUUAAAAGUACAUACCUAACUUAACCACUGUGAUGGAAAAACGUAAACGUAUAUAAAUAAAUAUUAUGAAAUUAAUUCAAUUUUCCGUAUAUACGUUGAUUCAAUCUUAAAUAGAAAACUAUAAAAUUAAGCUAGAUUUGAUAUUUUUAUACAUGAUUAAUUUGAAAUUGUGUAUUGCAAUUCAAAAUUUAAAUCGAAAUUGUACAGUUUCCUUUCUAAACAACAGAUACGUGCCUCGCUGCGCUCAGAAUCUAAAACAAUAAUAAUAGUACGUUUAGGUUCUCCGCCGACGGCGGCGCUGAUGAUUCCCGUCGGCAAAACGUCAGUUUACCAAGGUAUCUAUAACAUUGUUGUUAUAAAAUUAUAAACAUCUCGCAGUUCGAUACUACCGCAGAAACCGAAUCUCGGACUGCAGAAAAGGUGCAUAUUAUUAUAUUAUUAUAAUAUAUUAUAUCGUGCAUAUUGUAAACCGCGCUGACUAACCACCUGACACGGAGCAUGUGUUGUAUGUAUACCUAUAAGUAUUAAAGUUAUGCAUUAAUGUAUAGCGCACACGCGGAAAACUGGUUACCGAUAUUAUAUGUUAUUAUACCUACAUCCACAGCUACACAUAUACAUGUACAUGUAUUACGGUGGUAGACCUUUAACUUUAUAUUUGUAUAUACAGGGUGUUGUGUUCAUGAGUUCUGUUUUUUUUUUCCAACGGAAUGGUUUAAACGUUAUUUUAAGGCGGUAGAAAGCGAUUGGGUUUUUCAUAUGCAUGUAGACCAAUAAUAAACUAUAGCAAUAAACUUACUUCUAGUACCUAGUCCAGUUUCUGUUCUGAAAAAUGAUUUGCAUACUUUUUUCCUAUGUUUAGUAAACAACAUUUUUAGUUUUUUCUUUUUGUGACAUUUUACAAAAUUAUUUCAAACAUAACUCAAUUUAAACACAAAUUCGAUUAGAUGGUAUUUUUUUUUUUAAAUCGUUUAAAACCGAUUAUAAAUCUUUUCAAAGAGUAUUUUAAUAAGACUAUUUAAAUAUCUAAAGUUAUAUAGGUUGUAUGGCGUAGGGGUAAAGAUUGAAAAAAGUAUUAAAAUAAAAGCUUAAAAGACUGGAGUUUUUUAAGUCUAACGAAUAAAAAAAAAAUUAAAUAAAAACAAAAAUUUAAUUUAAUUUUUAAUCCUCGGGGAAAAUCACUGGAUCGUGACAAAAGGAUCACUCUGUAGAUUUUAUGUUCCGCGAAUUCUUUUCGCUCUAAAAUCAGGUACCUAUCUAAUAGAUCGAUUAAAGAGAUAUAAUUCGAACGUAGACGAUUAUCCGUUUACUCGCAUAUAUGCAAAUAACCGUACCUACCUUGAUAGUUUACCAAUGGAAAAUUAAUAGCCGCGAACGUUCGUUAGGUAUAUUCGAAAACGCCAGUCGUUUUAUAGGAUUGCGUAAUGUAGGUAGUGAUAAUUAUUUUUUAAGUGCAGAUUUCUGCAGUGCUGGUAUACCGUUUUCAAAAUAAUAUAUUAAUAAUAGCGUAUUUUAAAAUUACGUCGAGUUAUACGCGUACGUAUAUCACGAUAAUAAAAUAGGUAUGUCACUUUCAACAAUUUAUAGAAAUCGAACGAUGUGAUUUUCUGCCGCGCGAGUAUCCACAGUGCAGUAAAUUAUUCGUAUCUUCUUUCACUUUAUGAAAAAAAAUACCUAGCGACCUAUAACAAUGAAAAGAAAUCAGUUUUUAAUUAUUAUUAUAAUGCAUUUAGCUGACGGUAUAAGACUUCCAUCAUCAUCCCACGGGAGUUUUCGUAUAUUUCGCGUUUAAUUAAAUUCUUAAUUAUUUCAAAAUCGUUUUAAGUGUAUAGGUAGACAGGUAUACGAGAAAAAAAUUCAUAGUGAUCAGAUACAAAGAUAUUAUAAAGGUUAAUUUUUUUCUUUAAAUUGAAUUCUCUUGUUUUAUGUUAUUAUACCAACCGUAUAUACAGUUAUUCCGAAUUAAAAGUUAUAAUGCAUAAUAUUAUCCGCGAUAAUAGAACAUAAUAAUAAUGUAACAGCUUCAGGCUUUAGUACCGAAAUAAAGACAUAGAGAAUAUGUUACAAGUACUGUAAAAUGAUUUAUAAGUUUAAUUUAUACAUUUAUACUUGUACGUUAUUAUAGUUAUUGUUAAAAAAAAAAAAAAAAUAUAAUUAUUUCCGAUUCAUCUAUCUGUAAAAUAAUAUCAUUGAUAUUGUUUGAAAUAUAUUAUUUAUUUCCGUGCAAUAUUAUAUACUAUGCGAAUAAUCUAAAAUAAUAAUAAUAUCUAUAAUCGGAUUAUUGAAAUAGUGUGUAAUAUUGAGAAUAAAAAGUAAUUAAGACAAAUUAUUGAUAGUAUAUUUAAUUAUACUCGAUUAUGACAAUAUAAAGUAUUAAAAAAAUUCCGGACGUACUUUGCAGUUCGCGCCAUGUGUAAGCCACUGUUCUAGGUGGGAAAUUGGAAUGGUGUAAUGUGGGCUGUAGGGUGAUCAAGUUUAUACACUGUAGAGCAACGAUAAAAAUCGUUGAAAUCAAAAACGAUUCCAAACGGAGCCAUUUAGUCGUUAUGUUACUAAUCGGAAAAGUGUUUUUCGAGGGAAAAAAAACACGUCUCAGUUUCUUAUUCGCUGCACUCGGAGUCUGAAGUAUGUUAUAUUGAAACAAUUCAUACCUGAACACUAGUAUAACAAUAUAAUAAGAAAAACUAACGCACUAUGCAUGUAUAGUAAUAUUCGUCGGAGCGUUUUCUUUCUAUUCCCGUAAAUAGUAUUUUUAACCGUUCAAAUAUAUUUUCAAAACGUUUAUUGUUAUACAAAAUUGUUACGAACAAUAAUGAUUACUGUUUAUUAAAAUUUGUACAACUCAUUUUAAUAUUAAACACACAGGCAGUCAAUGUAACGAAAUAUACCGCUAUAUAAUACAAAUUUGUAAGUAGGUAUAAUAAUAUUUAUGUUUUAUAUACCUACGCGUAUAAUUGAAUAGCACAAGACUAUAAAUAAUAGCGAACUAUAGUACAUCAAACAUUGAAAUUAUCGUUGAUUCAAUAAAACUUAAUGUUUACGACACCUGCGGUAAUAGACCGAGAGAAAAAAAAAACAAUUUUUUUACGCUAAACAUUCUGUUUAAAUGUAUAUAAAUAUGUUUGAAUAGGUGUGUGCACAGCGUAUAAUAAAAAUUAUUUUUAAUAUAUUAUAUUAUUCGACGUUCCUUUUGAUAUGGCUGGUAUUUUAAGAUUUUGCGGGUUAUGAGGUAUUAAAAUUCGAAUAUUUUGACAUAUUAAAGUUCAUAUUUGCAUACAAGUAAAAAUAAAGGUAAAUUUUCAAUUUGUACCGAGUUAAAAUUUCGAUUCACUGUUUUUUUUCUAGCCAAUUUGCUUCAAUGAAAAAAAAUUAGAAUUCCAAUAUGUAAUAAGUAUAUCGUAUAAAAAAUAAAUAAAUAAAAAAAAAAGACAAAGGCGUGACCCUAAGUAACCGUUGAAUAUUUUAAAUCGAUUUACAUCAUAAUACGAAUUGCGCUUAUAGUUUUUUUAGAUUUUGAGCCCAGUAUCCUCAUUGUGUAUUGGUUUUAUUAUGACGUGUGUUUUUCUGUUUGUAAACCACUUUUCUAUAAGAAAUAUUGCUCGAAUUUUAAAAUGAGCCAUCUUUUCUCAAAAUAUUCUUUUCUCUUCGUCGAUAUAGGGAGUUAGUUAUCAUUUUAAGGGGGUCAUUUUUUGAUUUUCCUUGUGUUUUUCUUAAUAACUCACUAAAACCGGAAAACAAAUAAGAAAACCUGAUAUGUUUACAAAUUUCAUUAUUUUCGAUUUCUUUUUUUUUUUUUUUGUGAUUUGGUUUAACAUUUUUGUAGAAACUUGCAAUUUUCACAUUAUAAUUGUUCAAAACAUUUUGAUGAUUUUCAGUUAUUUAUAGGCAUUUGACAUUUAAAUCGUGAAAAUCACGACAUUUCAAAAAUGUUAAGCUGGACUUCGCUCAGAAUAGUAUUCCGUUAGCAACGAUUUAUCAGAUACAAAUUAUACAAUGCAAAGUAACCCAACGUUUCACCUAAAACGACAGUGGCACACCCAUUAGCAGUAUUAGCUCUUUUUUUUGUUUAUAGGUUUUCCGGUAUUGGACGAACGGAAAUAUCAAUAAACAUUUCCGUUCGUAAUACUCGGAUCGGAUAUUACAUAUUAUAAUAUUGUAUCCUGAAAUUCUUAUUGACACGUCGCUCGUCGCGGUUGUCGUGCAGUAUUUUACAAUGUGUACCUAUACCUAUUCCACGGAUCAAUGAAUUGUAAUAGGUAUAUUGAUUUCCAUUGGCGAUUAUCGAUUUAAAAAACAAAAAAAAAACCAUUAUUACCGCGUGCGGAAACGUUUGCGGUUAAUCCCAUGAACCAGCCGUCGGGUGUCUUUUAUAAUAUUAUUAUUAUUUAUCGAUAUCAUGCGCUCGGGCCGUAUCGACCACUCCGUAUUCUAUUUCUCAUAUUGUUCGCCCACGCCGCCGUGGCCCGCACUUAUUUGCAUUACACUAAUACAGGGUGAUACAUAUAAUAUAAGUUCGAGUACGUGUCACGAACUGACGAGAUAAUCAACAAAAGAUUUCGUGUGUAUAGGGAUACAAUUAAUUUUAGUGGUUUUCAAUUGUUGUAUAUAGAUACAAGCACGUAUAUAGAAAACAUAGUUUUUUAGGUAGUUUUUUAGGUUUCGAAAAAAGAUUCAUAGACAAAGAAAUAAAUACGAUGUGUUUUUUUACUGUUUUUUGGUGUACAUAGGUAUAGAAUAUUAUAAAAUAUUGAUUUUCAAAUAGCGACCCGUAUUUUUAAACCCCGAUUUGAAAAAAUAAUAUAUUUUUCAAGAAAAAAAAUGUGCAGUUUAUAUCAUAGCAGUUUUAAGCCGGGUUAGUUAUUAGAGCAAUAAAUAUUUAGUAGUAUUCGUAUAGACUUAUAGGGAUAGUAGAAAUAUUGUCUCUUUUCGAUUUUUCAAAUGCCAGUAGGGUCGGACUAUAAACCCGAACCGCUAGUUCGGGAUAGUGGACUGGUAUAUUUAUAGUUAUCGGGCCCUUUAUUUUUGUCCAUUUAUGAUUACACUUAUCCGUAAUGAAAUAAAAAGCCAAAAAGACAUGAAAACUUCAAACAUCUAUUUAUAACUCAUAAAACUGUAGUAUAUUUCGAAAAUGGAACUAUUUUUAAUCUGCGCGCUAUAAGUAUUUGAUGGAAAUUUUAAGUUUCUACGAUUAUUUUUCACUGGAUUAUGCGUAUAACAAAACAUUUAAAUUAAAACAACAGAAAUCGCUAUUGCGAAAAUAUUCUCGUUUUCUCACUCAGUCGUUUAGAAAACUAAAUAAAAUCGAAAAAUACCUAAACGCACCUACUAGACAAAAUGUUCACCCCUAAAUAAAUUACCCCUGAUGCUGAUGAUUGGAGCAUAAUGUCUGGUAGAAAAACUGUUAUACACAUCAUAAUAAAAUCAAUAUCAUACCUCACUGUACUACACGGCACUGAAAACUGAAAAAGUUGAAAUGGAAUAUGAAGUCUUUCGAGUUUUUUACUUUAACCUUUCCAAUUUUUUUCCAAACCGCAAAAUAGACCUUUUCGACCCAGUUCGACACUGCAUGCCAGUUUGUAAACGUCGAUAUAUGUAACGUGUUAUGGAAUAAAGGUGAAUUAUGAAAAAUACUAUGGUAAAAUAGAAUAGCAAAAACGAUUUGAUAUAGGUUUCCGGUGACCGGGAAUGUGCGUAUAAGUACAAAAAUCAUAACAUGUUUUCGUUCGUAUAACAUAGUGUAGCAUUAUUCUAUCAAUCGACGGUUCGUGUUAAAAAAAUCACCCUGUAUCGAUCGUAUUCUGCAGGCGGGUAAGGUAAGCGAUAAUAAGGUACGGGGAUACAUUAUAUUAUAAUAGCACGUGUUUUUGUCGGACUCCGGUUCCCCGGGCGCCUCGGCCGCCGCCUGGUACCGUACGAAGCCGACAUUACCCGGAAGUGUCCGACAAGUCGCUGACCGCCGGCCGCGCCGUGUGUCGUGUGUUAUGUAAAGUCAUAUGAAACCUGCCGAAAAAAAAAAAAAUAAAAUAAAAAAUAGUAGGUAAUAACAAUAAAACGGUUCUGGAUAAUAUCGGAACGCACGGGUAUCUCGGUCUCCCCGCCCGUCCGCAGUCUGUCCGCUAUACAAUAUUAUAAUAUAUCUAUACUUCUGCGAAUAUAAUAAUAACGAUAAUGAUAAUAUCAUUACGAUAUUAUAGAGUGGCGUGUGUGUGUGUGUGUGUGCGUGGGUGGACCUUGUAAGUUUUCACGCGCGCGCCACACGCCACACGCCGCCGAGAGAGUAUUUUAUCAACGAGCACACGACAACCGGCAGCGCCGCCGCCGCCGCGGCCGCAGUCACCGUUUUCCUUCCGUCGCGCGCGCGCGUCUCCUCGCCCCGAAGACCGCGACGUCCGACGACGAGUCUUUUUCACGUUGUUUUUUUUUUUUUUCAUUUCUCACACAUCGUUCGCGUGUCAACGGCGAUUUAAAACGAAAAUACGUCCCGUGGUCGGUGUCGUGUUCGCGUACCUACGCGUGAGCGCGGUUUUUUUUUCCCCCCGUCGUUUCCGAUUCUGUGGGAAAUACGGCGACGGCCCCACAUCGUCGGCCGCCCAUUAUUAUCGUCGUGCUACGUGAAUCGCCUCGUCGUCCCACACUUGUAGUCCGCCGUUCGCGUGAUAUCCGCCUGCCACGGACAUGCGAUGCUUAUUAUUGACGGCGGACCGAUCUCGCGGUUUGCCCGUCGCCUUUGCUCAAGUAUGAAACCGUUUUUAUAAUAUUAUAAUACGCACGUUUACGCCAUUAUUUUUGUAAUCGCCAUUAGGCGUCGUGUUCCGGCGAUGCAAAGCGUUGAGCGACCCGGUUACCGUGGUUUUUAGCGAACAAACGUAUGUUUGGCGGUAUCAUUUACACUGCAAUCGUUUGAUAACCGAAUGGCCGGAAUCGGCAAACAACUAUACUGUACGGUAAACAAAACGUUUUGACGGCGUUUCAACCAAAUUAGCAAACAAUGCGACAAACUGUUCGCCGAAAACUUCAUCGUCAAAACACGCGUAUAGCCGUAAAUUGGGGUAUGCGAUCAAUGUAACUGCGCUGAACCUUUAAAAUGCCCAGGGGGGGGGGUUGGCAUUUUCUGUCGGUUCGACACUUGAAACAUGUACACGAAAAGUACGGCGGGACAAAAACGAUCGUCAGAUAUCGCGUUUUUGAGCAUAUAAAAGACGAAAAUGCAGAGUUGACGAAUUUUUCGCAGCUUAUUAUUAACAACUUUGCUUAUUUAAAAGCUCAAAAAGUCAAACCUUUACCUGUAUAAUAAUUAUACUAUUAUAUACAAUACGACAUAAUGAAAAAAAAAAAUUGUCUACAAAUGAUCGCAUAAUUCAUAAUUUAUAUUGUAUGCGUGCGUCCGCCGUAGAUUGGUCACGUCUGCGAAAGAGCUAUAUAGUGUGGGUUUUUAAUUUAUACUAGAUUUACCUUAUAUGGGUACCCAUUGACAAAAUUCUUCCAUAAAAUUAUCAUUAUCAUUUCAAUUUCAUUAUCACAUUUCAAUCUACUGAUGCUUACCAACUACCAUUUACUAGCUGCGGCACCGAAUAUUAUUAUUUAUAUUUAGUUUUUAAAAUCUGCUGGAAUAGCUACCUUUAAUUGUUUUCACUGUUAAUAGUUGAUUGAAAUCUAAAACAAAAACAGUUUUUUUUUUAAAAAAAUAUUGAUAAAAACAAAUGUUUACAAAUAAAUUUUGGGACCGAAGAUUCCCGUGGUUUAAAAAUUAUUCUGAAAGACUCAAUCUCUCCAAAUUCCAUCCAAAUAUCCGCCUAUGACGUCCGCGGUGUUGCUUGUAUGCCGUUUCAAAGAUUCCAAACGUUAUUUACUUAUAAUAAGAUUAACAAUGUUUUAAUUAAUAUAUAUUUAGUAUGUCAAUUUUUUUUUUUUUUUUCAAUAUCGUUUAACAUUAUAACAUAUGCAGGUACCGUAACACCUACGUAAUACGCGUUUAAUUAUAUCGCGCGGCAUAAUAAAGGCGAAAUAACUAAUGUGAUUAAAAAACGCAUAAAUAUCGAACCGUCGAUUCGAAUAUAACCUGCUACAAAUAUUAUUAUAUACGGCUAUAAUUAAUAUUAUGAUACCUCGUUGUGCAGUUACUUGUCGAAAACUACAGCUUUACUGCUUUUUUUUCAAAAAAUAUUUUACGUUCAAUAAUAAACAACCUGUAUAUAUUAUAAUCCAAGUCGAUUCAAAAUUUAUGUCACAACUAUUUUAUCAUGUAAAUAUUCAAAAUAGAGAAAAGUAUAUAAUUCAAAAGUUUUUCAAUUUAUAAACAUCUAAAAUAAUUUUUUUUUUCUACUGCCUUUUUAUGGUGGUUUUGGAGGUCGACUUUUGAAAUUCAAAUGAGAAUCUGUAUUCAAAAUUCCAUAAAUAGAUGGAACGUUAGUUAAAGAAAAUGUUGGUGUUGACAUUUUUGAUUUCCGUUAAUCGUUGAACGAGAUAUAUUCUUUAUUCACUUUUUAGUUUAGGCAGGGAAAGAGUAGUGGAACACUAUUCAAACGCCGCGUACCGUGCCGUGCCACCGAACAAAAGAGCAAUAGUCUGCACAUUUUGUUAUAAUAUAAUAUUCGUUUUAUAUUUCAACGGAUUUUAAAGGCCAUUUAGUUUGUUUUACGUGAACGUACGUUUUUUCUACACACUGCCCGUUGGCAAAAACCGACGAAAAACUUAACACGGACGACCCGAGUGAACGGUACGUUUUAUGGGCGAGUUAAAUAGGUUCUGUAGAACAUAAACAAGAUUUUCUAUAUUAUGAUUUAAUAAUAUAGUCCAUAAUAGGUAACUAGGUACACUACAUAUUCCCUCGACUAUAAAUUUACUAUUAUCGCCAAACCCCUAAAAUCCUGCUCUGUACCAACGAGAAAUAUACUAUAAUAUGGCAUGUUGUGCCAUUAUAAUGUCAUCGGUUCGUUCAAAACGCACAAAAACCGAUCUAAAUUUAACAAAAGUAACGGUUCUUGUGUCAAAAAGUAAAAUUUUCAUUGAAUCGUGAGUGUUUUGGUGCUGAACCCCAUUUAAUCCGUACAAAAAAAUUUGAUUCUAGCCUACUCGCUUAGAACACUCAAACCACUGAUUUCUACACUAUAAUUAUUAUAAUGAUAAUAAAUUGUUUUAAUAUUUUCCCUUGAUUGUAUACAUUUUACAUUAAUCAUACGAAAACUUCAAGUCGAUAGUAUUUACUUGUUUUUUUUUUUUUUUUUUAAAAAAAAAUAUAUAUUUACAAAUUAUUUGCCAUUUUAGGUGAUUUUUAUUCUGAAUACCUAAUAAAAAGGUCGACUGGCGUAUAUUAUAAUAUUCUCAUUAUUUGAUCCGGAAGGUUUAUUUUAAUCGUUAACAUUUUUCAUGAUAGAAAUAUAAAUUUUUUUUUUCAACGGAAAAUAUUUCGAUUAUUAUAGGUAGGUAAUAUUAUUAUAUAAUGUAUGUAUUAUCCAACAAUUUUGGCAUUCUAUAAAAUAGGUAUUUUUUAAAAAAAAAAAUGUUUGCACUCAACGACUAUCCAGUGUAUAAUAUACACUAUAUAUAUUAGGUGCAUGUAACUUAAUAAUAAGUCUUGGAGAUAGAUAUUAUAUUAUGCAAGAUAAUGGAAUUAAUUAUGCUUUAACGGUAACACUACGGUUACAUGGUUUAUUAUACUGUUACUGUAUUACGAAAAUUUGUUAAUAUUAUUUUAGAUUUAAUAAUAUUUAUGUUAAAUCUUUGCGAAACGACCACCGCAUAAUGAUGGGUACCUAUCUCAGUAAUAUCCGUGUUACCCGCAGAGUAAUUAAUUCCGGUAUCUCGAUUCGCGAUGUGCAUAAUACGUAUUUAAACAUUCUGUAUAUAUUUAUUGCAGAGCCGCUACAAACAUACUAUUAAAUUAUAUUUUAGCUUAUAUUAUUAUAAUUUAUAAUAUAUUCAUGCGAAUAUUUUAUCGGCUGACUUCUAUACAUUAAAUCAAAUUAUAUAAGGUAUAGGUACUACAAAAAAGAAAUAAAGUAGGUAUAUAUUAAAUAGCAAUUAUAUAAAUAUUUAUUUAAGAAUAAUAUUAUAAAUUCAUGCACAAUAUAUAUAUAUUUUAUAUCUACUACGGAUUUAUACAUCGUAUUAUUAUUGAACUGGCUGCGAACUCGUAUCACGGGAGCCCGCUGCAGGAUAAGGUUUUAGAAGUAUAAUAAAGUAUACAAUAAAAAACGAAAUUACCGUCGUAGAUAUUUUUUUUAAUAAACUAUUAAAAAAUAUAAACGCAUAUCUAGGAAAUAUUUUUUAUUAUUUUUUUUUUUUUUUUAAAUAUCAACAAUUCGAGGGAUUAAUGCAAUAUAGUAAAUAAACAACAAAGUAUGCAUAAAUCAGCGAGAAAUGUAGAAGAAAAAUCCAGUAAUAAAUUAUCUCUAGUUCUCUGCAAUCAUUUGAAACUGAAAUGUAUGUACAACAAAAAAAAAAUCUAAGGAAAUUCCAGAAAUCACCCCUGAUCGGAAAAAGAUUUCUGGUAAUGAAUACAUUGAUUUUACAAUAAUCAUUAUUUUUUGAACAACUUUUCUUCUAGAAAUUUUGCUCUGAUUUUCAAGUGUAACACUUUUUUUAAAAAAAAAACAUGACUGGAGUGGUGUUAUAAGAAUAUUACCACCACUUUUAAUUUUCAUAGUGAAUGAAGUAUAUUAUUUUCAAACCGUAAAUAUUACGGCCUUUUAAAACAUGUAUAAUCGAAUUCCGUUCAGAAUCAUUUUUCGUUAGCAGUGAUAUACGUUGUGUGCGUAUAUACAUUAAAUUUCCCCUCUACCUUCCCAAUUUCUUACCUAGAACAGUGGUCCACCCACGUGUGAAGUGUGUCCGUUUAUUCUUAUUUUUUUUGUUUCCGAGGUAAUAACCAAUGGGCAAUUUCCUUUCGUUUAAAAUACUUAAAUGUUCUUUUAGUGUUAUACUAAAAACGUUCAGUGCUUGAAUAGUUUAAUGUAUUACACAGUAUAAGCAUUAAGCAUAAAACAUAUUAUGUUAUAAUAUCGUCUAAAUUAAAUAACAAUACAUGUUUGUUUACACCAUCCGCAUCUCAUCAAAGUAACUCAGAAACAAAUUUUAAAAAUUCAAUUUUUAUAAAAUUUUUAUAAUUUUUAAUAAAAUCGAUAUUAAAGCGUGAACCACUUUAGGGGUUGAAGUUCGAGAUAAAAAGUAAAUUUUUGAAAUUAUUUAAACAAUGUUAAAAACCCCAUGAAUCGGUACAAAUAUAUAGGUUUUAAAUUUAUUUCUUAGUUACAGAAUCUUGAUUUUUCUUUGAAAUGUAUUAGAUGUAUUAAAUGUAGUAUAGGAAAAAAAAACUGCUACUUGAUUGCACAUAAGGUAGACGAAACACCGGACUAUUAUGUACGAAUUGUAUUUUUUUAUGGGAUUCGAGUAAACUAGGCAAAGGGUGGUUUAUGUCGGGAAUUUAAAAUAUCUAGGUAUAUUAGUAAAUAGGUACUUUCAAAAACGAUGCUAAAACUGCUAAAAAUAAAAAAUUACACGGUUUUAAAAUAAAAAUAUUGUUACAAAAUUAUCGAAAAUAUAGGUACGUAUAGUACUGUAUAAGAUAUAAUACUUUUGUUCGCGUAAAUAAAUAUAAUUUAAGUUUAUAGUUACAGAUUCGCAAUUGUACGGUAUAUGUGAGUAACGAGUUUAUUGUGAAAUAUACACAUCCGAAUAUAGGAAUAGGUAUGAGUUAUACACUAUUAACGUAAAAGUAUUGUAAAUGGAAUGCCAUUCAUUAAACAGAACACUCUUACAAAUCUAUAAUUUAUUAUUCACUCGAUUUCACGUUCUUCACAGUUUCAUCAGGUGUACCUACUUGCCAAUCUUAAUGUAAAAUACGAAUUUUAAAAUAUUGCUUAACUUUUAUGAUCAUAAUAUUAUAUUAUAUCGGGACUUAAAAAAAUGCAUUAUAUACAUAUAUAUAUUUGAAUUAUCACGUUUAAUUACAUUGCAUGAUAAUAAUAAUAAGAAAAACGACAUCGUAAAAUUCUGAGUGUUUUUUUUUCAUAUUUUCAAUCGUAAUAAUAAGUAAUAAUAUAUGAUUACCUAUCCGUAAUAAUAACAUUAUAAUAUUAUGGGAGACCUAACCUAUAUUAUUAUUAAAAAUCAAAUUAUAAAAAACAGAGCAGCGUAAUUUUUUUCUAUCAUGAUGUAGUGUUUUCCCGGGAUAAUUUAGAGUAUAUUUGAUUUCUGUUAAUUUUCUUCAACCGUCAUUAUCAAAUUGGUUAACGUUAUUACUGUGAUGACAUUAUUUUCAAUUUUUUUUCCUAACUCUUUGUAUAUAAAUACCUUAUUAAAUUAACCUUAUUUGUCUUAACUUUUGAUUUUCAAAUGACCAUCCUUCUAUUUUGAGACAAAUUUGAAAAAUGAAUAUUAACUGGUCAUACCAGUUUAAAAUUCAAACCGGAGAAAUAAAGGGGAUGAUAAUAAAUUGCAUAACAUAAUCAUUAACCUUUCAAUCCUUUGGUAUACAUUUUAAACUGUUGUAACUAUUAUAAACCGAUAUUAAUGUUAUGCAUAAGUGUUAAAAAAAAAAUGUCUAGAAAAAUAUUAUAUGCUUUUUUUGUCAAAUCUGCUAGUUUAAAAACAACUAAAUAUACUUCGUGCAACGGGUGUGCUACUGUUGUAGGUCAGGAAGGUAGAGAGGAAAUUGAAUGUACAUAUUUUGAAAGCCCGUAAUAUUUACUGUUUCAAAAUAAUACACUUCGUAAAUUUUUUCAUUUGUCCUGUGUUUUUUUCCCAUUUAUCACGAAAACCCCUGAGAAAUAAAAAAAAUUACUUGCUUAUGGUACCAUUCCACGGAAAUUUCCUCCCAGAAAAGAUGUUACACUUAAAAAUCGAAGCAAAAUUUCUAGUAAAAAAGUUGUUCACAAAUAAAAAAAAAAAAAACCAUUGUAAAACUAAUACAAAAAUGAGGGUUGUGAUUUUAAAAUCGAAUGUUAACGCGUAAACUUGCGGAAUAAAAAAAAAAACAUUGAAAACCCGUUCAACGAUUCUAUAAUUACUUAAAAAAAAAAAAAUCUUCGUAGAUAAUUGCCGGAUAAUGGUGUAAAAUGAUCACCCUGUAUAAUAUUUUUUUGUUCGUCUAUACAUACAGUACUACACAAUCGAAAUACUAUUACGGAAUUAAUAGGUAGAAUUAUAAAUGUAAGUAUAUAUUAGAAUAUUGUUUACAACACUGCAAAAAAUAUAUAGACAUAUAUUGCCAAAUAAUUUCGCAAAAAUUGUUCAUGCUCUGUAAAAUAUUUAGCUAAUUCUAUACUGCAGAGGAAAUAUAUAUUAGAUUUUGAAAUGUUCAUAGCGAGAGAAUAAAUUAUGGUUUAUACAUUUUUUUUUUUUUUUUUUUUACUUUUACCAUUGUAUAUUUGAAAAUUAGUAACAUUUUAACGUUUAUAUAACAUUUUUUCUUUUCAUAAUCACAAUUUUUUUUCCUAGUAUUUAAUGUAGUCAUCUACAUUAUCGCAAUUAUUUUCGCAUUUCUAUAACCGUAGCAACAUAAAAAUUAACCAUAAAAAUGGUAGUAUGUUAAUAUUUCAAUCAAACAAUCUUCACCGAAUUGAAUCGAUGACUUCUAAUAUUUAUUAACAAAGCGUUUUUAUUUGUUCUACUAUUCAUACAAAUUAAAGAUACAUAUUGUUAAUUCAUAAACUAUUAUUAUCGUCGUCAUAUUUAAUUCGAAAAUCGGAGAUAUAUAGCUGCUGUAUGAGUAAUACGUUUUUUAAACAAUGUUAUCUGAAAAUAUUUUCAGUAUCCCAUUAUUCAUCCUGAUGUCGUAUUCGGAAAAUUACAGUAUGACUCGUUAAAAAUCAUUUUAUAAUAUUAUAUUAAGUGAUAGUUUAUCAUAAUGAUAAUAUUAUAUCAAUCGAAUAAUAUUAAAUAUCCGAUGGCGAUGAUGCGAUUUUAUAUGCGAUUCUUCACAAAAAUAUAUAACAUAGGAAUGUACAAUAUCAUGGUAAAGUGAUAAAAUAAUGAUAUCGUGUAGCGAACAACUUUUUAUUAAUGGUAAAGUCUGCAGCGGCGGUAAUCUGAGUUGCGAACGUCAUUUUUCACACGACCGACGAACCGUUUGUAUUUCGCAUGAUUUAUAAUUAACAUGCAAUAGGAUUUUUAUUACCCCCCGCCCUCUAAAAAAAAAAAAAAAACGACGAAAAUCCGCCUUUUGAGCGUGCCGGUAACGCUUUCAUCUCGUAAAAUGCAUUCCCUUAUUUAUAAUACUACAUGUUGAUUCGCCAUCGACAUUUUGUUAUUAAUAGGUAUUGUAUAUGGGUAUAUGUGUACGGUUAUUUAUAACGAUCGCGCGUAUGCGUAACGCAUAAUAAUAUUUAAAAAUAAAAAUAUAUUCUCGUUUUAAUGGACGAAAAGCGACAGAAGACCGGUUUUUUUUUUUUUGAAAAAAAUUCUAUGCCGAUUUAUAUUAUAACAUUAUUGUAAAAAUUACUAUAGAAAAAAAAAAAAAAAACGAAUUUUCGCGUUAAUUUAAUCAUUCGCUUUGCUCCGCGCACUGCAACAGUGCAAUUUAUUAUAAUAAUAUUAACCGGCUUUAUGAGCGCGCGAAACAAAUGAUCUGGUGUACAUAAACUUCUUCGCGAACAACUCAUAUACAUAGCAAAAAAAAAAAAAAAAAGAAGAAGAAAAAGGAGCUCUUUGAAAUUGUUAACUACCUAUAUACUAAGCUGUACAGCAAUUGUAAUUAAUUAUUCUGUCUGUUGUAAGUUGUCGUUAUACUAUAUUAUUAUCUCAAACACACAUGACCAUUACGAAAGACUACAUCGCAUCACACGCCAUUCGAGUUUACGAAUUUUUUUUAUUUAUUUAUUUUUUAAUGUUUAAUUCUUAUUGUACAGUGAAAGUGGUUAUGUGCGAAAAUUAAAUGCACGCCGCAAUGUAUUAGCCGUUACCUAUACUUAAUGCAUCUGCGCAUCGGACAAUGAGUGGCGCGCGCGUAAUCAUCAAAUUAAAACGAAUAAUUUUCAUUUUUUAAAUAUCUACACUUACACAUGUCUUUUGAUGUAAAACACAUGUCUCGUAGAGUUUUUUGUUUCGCUUUUUGACAUCUGCGGCUCCGAAUAUUAUUAGAUAAAAAUGGGCUUCAAUGAGACUUAAAAUGUUCCACAGUUAAAGUAUAAUUGUAACUCCUUCCCAAACAAAUUUGAGAUUUUUAUGAAUUUUACGUCAUGCGCGUAUUAUGUAAUUUAUUGUAAUUAAAAUACAUUUCUCCAUAAUUUUAAAUACGUGCAGUAAGUCGUGCACUUCGCCUAAAUAAUAAUUUACUAUCACCUGCAAAACCUGUUCGGAAAUUCGUUUGAAAUUCAUAGCCCCCCUUCCCGAAAAUGAAUCCUAUUUACACCACAGGUAGGGAGAAGUUUUCGUUUAUGGAUAAAAUUGCGAAAAUUUAAAAACCAUUUAAGCUAUAUAUUUAAUAUGUAAAUACGAUAACACGUUUCGGUGAACCAAUUUUAUUUUAUUUUACAUUAAUAUGAUUCUGUCAAUUCUGCCCUUUUUUUUUUUUUUAUAGAAGUUUGGAAGAUAUUCUUUAGUCAAUUAUAUAAAACUUAUAUGUUUUAAAGUUUUUUUUCAUUUUAAUUAUAAUUUGAAAUUUAUUCAAAAAUUAUUUUAUUGUACAUCAUGUGAAUAUAAAAUAUCGAAUGUCUAAUAAUACAAUUCACUGACAAGCGUUAUCAAAAAUGAAAAAAAAUAAUUGUUUUUGCCGUUCCCGUAGGAAAUUUAUUUUUGCUCACAUUUUAAGGAGGGUUAUAUAUUGUACACAUAUUAUAUAAGGCUAGGGAAGUAAAUUCGCCCACAGACUAUUUAAAUUUGUCUUUAUUCACAUCCAAGCAAUUUUAUUAUGUAUAAGUUUAAGUCUUUAUUUGUAAUUUAUUGAGCGGAAAUUUCAAGAUAUCUGUUGUAUUUAAAAAACGAAUUAUUUUGAAUAUGUUUAACAAGUAGCCGGUAUUUGUAAUUAUAUUCAAAUAAAUUUAAAAGGAAGUAUUAGAAUACGUAUUUAAAUAAGUAUUCAAAAAGGCAUUCUGGAUAAUUCAGAAAAGUAUUUUUAAAAAGACUGCGUCCUAAAAAUAGUGAACAGGCGUCUGCCUUUAAAAGGCAUAAUAUUUUGUUUAGUGUAAACAUAAAAAAAAAAAUGUUUAUAGUGUGUGGACCGGGGAAAAAUACGUUUUACGCGACACGCGACCGUCUUCUGACUAUAAUACGCGAAUAAUAAAUCCGAAUUUGCCUAUAAUACAUACAUUGUCGUACACCUAAAUAAUAUAAAUAUUUUAAAUAUUUGAAAAAUGCAAAAAUAAUAAUAAUCGGAGUAGCGAACAAUGAGGUGUGGAUAGAAAAAAAAAAAAACCGUAAACGUAUCGCGUGCACGCAGAGGACACUCUAUUUGCACACAAAAACCGCGUAUACGUAUUAAUUUCGGUGCGCGCAGGCGGGCACGUGAUUGUGAUGGACGACAGCGAACCUGUCCCCGGGACAAGACACUGAAGGAUUGUCGUCGCCGCGUGUAUACAGGGUGAUUUUUUCUUUUUUUUUGUAAAUUUAACCACGAACCAACGAUUAUUGACUAUAUAGUGAUGUAGACUCUAAAGCGAAAUCGGGCUAGAGGAGCUUUAUAGGGAGUGAAUUAUUGUGGUUUUUUUGUUUUUCAGGACUUUAAAAAUCUACAAAUUUCCUUUGUAUAUUUACAUAUAAUUCAAGUUUGUCUUAAUCAAUUAUUUUAUUUAAUCACGUAUUAAAUGUCUCUCCGUAAAUACUGAAACAACACUGAAUUAUAUCUACAUGAACACGGAUAUGAAAUGCAUUAUUACGCUUCCCUAUCCCUCGGGUCAACAAUUGUAAGCUGUUAUUACUCGCAUAACUCAUAGACGGUAUAAUUAAAUCCGAUACGACGCCGUAACGAAAGUUUUCCAAUCAUAUUAUCUUAUUUCAAACACGAGUCUAAAAACGGUUUGCGCUCAAUGGAUUUACGGACACAAACAUUUUCGAUCUGAUAACUGAAAACAAAAAAUUCAAAUCGCUGGUUCGUGCAGGCCAUUUCAAUCGCCCUGUAUAAUAUCAUUCAUAUACACUAAACAUGUGCGUUCACCCGGGGCCACCGGAUCGUCGCCGUCGUCGUCAACGCGUAUAAAGAAAGGACGCUAAAAAAUAUAAUAAUAAUAAUAAUAAUAAUAACACACAAUAUCGGACGACGGCGAGACCGGUCAUCCAGAAUCAAUAAUAGGAUCAAAAUUUGUUUUUUUGUUUUUUUUUUUUUUUUCUUUUGAGUCAAAAAGGUGACGACGAGGAAAAAGCGACCCGAGUGAAAUAUUAUAUUAUAGGUUUAUCAUCAUUGUUUGAAAAGAAAUCGGAUAGAGUGCGUGUCAAAUUCUUCAUGGCCGAACAUCAUCGCUAUAAUAUAAUAAUAUUAUUAUUUUAAAUUCAUUUCUCUACCCGCAAGAGAAUUAUUAUUAUUAUUAUUAUCUAAUAAUGUGUAUUAUUAUCUAUAUUACUAUUACCUAUUAUUAUUUUCAUUUAUACGCUCGUCUGGGCGCAAUGACGGCGACGGAUGGCGUCUCGACCGAAUACCUUGGCCGCGUCAGCAGCAGAACUCUCGCGCAUUCGAAAUUAUUGUUACUUCACAGUUCUGUAAUAUUAUUCUUAUAAUAUACAGCCGGGUAGGUACAUCGAAAUUAGCGGCGUGGUUUUCUUCACGUGUUUUCGUUUUUGGCGUUAAUAAUUAUUAUUAUAGCCAUUAUAAUCGCAUGCACGCAGCCGUUUUACAGUACGAACAGAUUAUAAUAUAUUAAAUCGCGUCAAAAUAUUCUGCAGAUGACGUAAUGAAAAUACUGUCUAUAAACAUAGAAAAAAAACAAUAUUAAAAAGACAUACUAAUGAUGGGUGUGCCACUGUCACUGUGUGAGAGGAGUUGGUACAGAGUAAUUUAAUUUAUACGACAAUUUACGCGACGAUAAACCAUUGCUAACGAAAAAGCGAUUAUUAUAGCAAAUUGUUAUCUAUUAGUUGUAUUUUUUUUUACCGUUUAGACAGUUUUUCCUACUUUUAGAAAACUACGAGGAACAUUCAAAAAAUCGACUUCCUCGAAAUCAAAAAUUCUAAAAGAAAGUUCCGGUAACAUUUUUGAUUGAAUCGAGACUUCCUGUAGAAAAGUUAUAGAAAUAAGAAUCUAGGACAAAAUUCCGUAAAAAAAUCUUCAAUAUUUUCGAAAAUAAUAAUUUAGUUUUUUUUAGUUUUUUACCAAAAAAUAAAAAUAAAAUUCAAAUAUACAUAUUUAUAGACCUUGUCCCUAGGAGUGAUAUGCAUAAAAAAAAAAAAAAACAGUAGAUAGUUACAUCCGCUUUAUUUGUUUGUUUAAGAUUUGGAGUUUGGCGAGAGAUCUAUUGGUUUUUCUUAUGUUUUGUGUUUUUUAAUUGUUAUUAUUAUUUAUUUAUUUUUUUUUUUUUUUUUUGUGGGAUUUCAACCGGGCGAGAUUUUGUCCCGACACUAUAAUAAAUAAAAACACAUAGGUAGUAAAAUCAUGUAUGUAUAUUUCUCAUUUCGUUCAGAAUAUAAUAACUGAUUUUCAAAUUCGUGGGAUUUCUAACGUAUACCUAUCGUCAUAUUGUUCAUUAAACCAUUUUCCCCAACAAAAUAUUAGUCAUUUUGUAAUUAUUAUUAUUAUACGUGUUAUACAUAUGGGAGUUACGCGAUAAUUCAAGCAUACAAGUUGGCGGUUGCGAGGAGAAAUACUAUUACAUACAUUUUUUUUUUUCGUUUAUUAAAUCCUUAAGUUUGCGUAUGUUAUUAUACGAAUGGUCGAUGACCUAGAGCAGAAGUAAUUGUUAGUUGUACUAGCUAUACUAGCUUAUAUACGGGACAUAAUAAUAUAUAUUAUGGUAAUAAUAAAGUCAAUUUUUAGAUUUUACGUCAUUUUACUUACCGUCUCUAAAAUAUAUGUUUAAAUAAUAUAAUAUAGGUGCCUACAUUUAAAGUGAUUAUUAUUUAUUCCGAACAUUUUAGAUUCAUAGCGCAGCGAUGAAUGUAUUGGUUUUACUAGGUAUGGUGUGUGUGUGUGUUUUUUUUAUUAUUUAUUGGGUCUAUAAACUACUCAAAUGGCUCAUUACAGCAACAAUCUGCGCAAUAAAAAAAAAAAAACAAGCGAGUUUUCUUUGUAGGUAGAGAUUUGGAUCUAGUUAGCGUAUUGAUGUGGUCAUUUUAUAAGCGUUUUAAAAUUUUUAAAAAUUUUGACGAAAAUCGUAAACUUACAUAACCAUUUUCCCACCUAAAACAGUGGCGUACACGUCUGUAGUAUUAGCUCUUUUUUUAUUUUUUCAAGAAAAUGUAUAUACUAUAAAAAACAAUUCCAAGAACGUAUUAUAGAGCAUAAUACGUAUAUAAUGACAUUUAUUUUGUGAAAUCUAUACCUACAGAAUAUAUUAUUAUUGUCGUAUAAAAUAUUAUGUCGAAUCGAGUAAGCCGAGACACGUCGUAUCUACCUGUACAUAAAAUUGAAAUAUAUCGAUUUCAUUAUAACCGCGUAUCUCUAGAUAGGUAUAAGUAUCUGUAAUAAUAAUUUACAUAUAGUAAAUUGAGUAUUUUUUCGCAUCUCGAAUACCCGAAGAGUAUAUAAACCUAUCUGUGUAUUAGUUUUCGGUAUUCGUUCACAUUUCAACGAACAGCAUCCAAAAUACCUGCGCCAAAUGAUAUUAUUCCUAAUACGUCGCCGUGAAAUCGCGCAGAGUCCUCGACGUAGUUUUAUUCAAUUCCUUUUCCGCGGCAAUAUUAUUAUUAAGUAUGGCAUAUUAUAUUGCCUUUGUUCAUUCGUAAAUGCGUAUGCUGAUGAUUCAAUAGUAAAAACUCAAUCGACAAAACGUUAUCGCGAUAAUAAAACUAUGACGUUAUGAGUAUACAGUAUUUAUCUAAUUCAUAUUUAUUACCGAAAUACGAUUGUCGAAAUCACAUUAAAAUAUAUCAUUCACUAUAAAUACAAAUGAAUAAAAUAAUAAUAAUAUAUAUAUUAUUUCGUCUUUCGAUUGAAAUAUUAUGAUAUUACGUGUUGCACAGGCAUCGUGUAUUAUUUUUUAUAUCUAUAAAACAAAUCAUCACAUCAUCGAAAUUUCUUAUUUCCGAUGUUAUGUAACCGCUUUGAAUAGACCGCCUAUACAAAAAAAAAAAAAGGAAAUAAUGUUAUCUCUCGUAAACACGCAUAUUCAUGUUUCAUUCUAUGUCCGUAUUAUAAUUAACAAUAUUAGUGUAAUUUCUUGAUAAUUAUUAUUAUCAGAUAUUAUCAUUUGUAACUGUUUAAACGUUAUUAUCAUUAAUUGUAUACAAAUACCGUUUUUCAGCUGCAGGUUAUAAAUAAAAAGAGCAAAUAAAUCGUUCGCACAUAUUGUAUUAGUACAAUAUGUAACAAUAAUUAAUGAACUCUCGAACGAUCGCGUUAUAUUUAACGGAUAAUCAUGUUUUUUUUUUUUUUUCGUUUCUUUACUAUAUUGUUAUAGCAUACGUGUCAAACAUAAUACGUUUUAUAAUAUUAUGUAUAUUUGUACAUGUACACUAAUAUAUAUAUUAUUUGUGCAUAUUAAAUUAUAUUAUAAGUUGUAACGAGUGGAAUUGUAGGUAGUUUGAAGUUGAAAUGUCAAGAGCGACAUAAAUGGGUCAAACAGAUGAGAGUAUAAGUAGGUACACGACCCUUCCGGUAAACUCCUGCGCGUAACUCGAUAUACGUAACGAUUGAAGCCGUACAUCUAAUAUAUUAUUACGAAAAAUGAGGAACGGUUACCCUAACCUACAUUUCCAUUGUGGACACAUUGUUAUAACUAGGGACCGAAUUUAUGUGCACAAAAAAUCUUCAAAAUAUGCUUCUAAAAAUACUGUAAUAUGCUAUAAAAUAUGUACUUGAAUAUGCACUUAAAAUUAUUUAAUCUACAAAUAUGCAUUUAAUAGGUAAAAACGUUGAAAUAUGCAAAAUAUACAAAAUAAAAUUAGUGUUAUUUUAAUAAGAAUUAUCUAAAUCUGGGACAAUACUCAUCAGAUUUCAAAAAGCUAAUUCCAAUACAUAAAUGCAUUUGCAUAUAAAUCCGGUCCCUAGUUAUAACAUUUUCAAAAUAUGAAACGAGAAAAUAGUAAACUGCUACAAAACUAUUAUAGCAAGGCCGGGCAAGUUAACUGAUUUUUAACUCGAUAAGUUAAGUUACUUUUAUUUUUAUUAAUCUUGUAUAAGUUACAAGUUAAUUUAAAAAAAGGAACUUAACUUGGUUAAAAAUGAAUUACUUUUUUCGUAUAAAACUAAUAAUUAUACAUUUUAUUAAUGCUUAAUAAAUAAUAUAGGUAUUUAUUUAUGUUCAACGAUAAAAUCUAACAGUUGAAAUAGAAUAUUAUGGCUUAGAAAUCAAUGAGUAGUUUAAUAAUAAUCCACCUACCGACUGUGUUGCUAAAUAGUUUAUUUAUUUAUAGUGUUAUACCUGUAAAUCUAAUUUCUUUGAAUGGAUACAAAUAAAUAAUGCAUAGUGAAUAUACAAACGUGUAUACUGUCAUGAAAAAUUGUAUGAAAUGUGUAAUUUCUUAUUAUAAGUAUCGUGUGAAGGGGAUUUCGGUACAGUAUCCCCAUGAGUCUAUAAUUUCAGUGCCCCCAAAGUUUGUGGUCAUGUUACGCUUAUAACGACUAUACCUAUAUUUUGUGAUUAGGCAUAAUAUAAUAUUAUAAAUUAUUAUUUAUUACUUAUAAUGUCUUACUCGUUUUACAUAUUUUGUAUGCAUAAAAUUGUACUUGAAUAGGUACGUAAUACGUUAUUUUGAGACCUAUAGAUUAAGUGUAUUUGAUAUUUUUGACAAUUAUUAUUGUUUUAUUUUAAAAAUAAUAAAAAGUAAUUUGACAAAACAAACUGUCAUUUUAUUAAAUGUAUGGGUGAAAUCUAAAGAAUUUAACAAAAAAAAAAUAUGAUGACUAUAAAAUAAAUUAACUCGUUAAGUUAGAAGUUGCUUUUUUAAAAAAAAAAAAUAAAAGUAACCUGUUAUGUAAUUAAAUUAAAAAUAACUUAAUUUUAACUUUUCAACUCGUUAAUGCCGCAGACUUGCAUUAUAAUUGGUUAACUGAUUAUAUACAAAAAUAAAAUAUUAGCAAUACUAAAUAAAUCGGUUUUUAAACUCUCAGAGUUAUUAUUAUCUCGAUUAGUGUAAUACAGUUUAAAAUUUGAGUAAAUCGUCAACUAAUACGAAUAUAUUAUUUUAUUAAAUAAUUUAUACGAGUUGGAUUUCAGUGUUAAUAAUGUGAACGUGUUUCUCCCCCUAUCUGCGAACAAAUUUUCCUCUGACAAUCUCGUCAACCUCAGGAGUGGUUAGUAUAGUAACGUUUUGGGUCUGAAUUUCGUCGCCGGCCGUUAUUUUUUUGUAUACGAUAGUUUAUGCCCCAAAAAAUCUAAUAUUAUACAAGUAUAUUAUAGUCUCAAUGACAAUCAAAUUAUCAUUCGCGUGUUAUUAUUAUAAUGAUGCAGUCGGGAGAAAUCGCUAUGCGACAAUAAUAGUUGUCAUCGUCAUCGUUGUAUCCAUUGCACCUUAAUAUUAUUUUAUAAUCUACUUCACAACUUCAAACAUCCGCAAAUAAUAUUGUACGGCGAACUGCGAGGAUUUUCGUAAACAGAGUGUCUUACGGAUAUCUGACAAAUGCAAUAACAAUGCAAAUAUUUACUAAUGGUGAACUGUUAAGUUUUUACAAUUUUUUGAAGUUAAAUAAAAUGACUAACAAAAUUAUUUCCAACCGAUAAAUGGUAAACAGAAAUGAUUGAAAUUAUUUUUUUUAAACUUAACGAUAAUUUAUUUGUUUUUAUCUCCACUAUGAAAAUUAUAUCAAUCAAGUCGCCAAAUUUCACAUACAAAAUAAUUGUGUUAAUGAUUUUUGAAAUCUUCAAAAAAAAAAAAAAAUUAUAGAAACUGAACGAUCGUUAAGUUUCUAUAAUUUCUUAAUUUUUUUAUAAUCCAUCGUCAUUAAUAGAUAUUUGUAACACCAGAGGUUUGUUUCAAAAUAUAUUUACAAAAUGGUCAUCUUGGAUUUUGUACAAAUAAUUUUUUUUUUUCUUUUCGUUUGAAAAUUACAUAAAAUAUAAUUAAUACAACGCGAGGAUUUUGUAAUUAUAACAAGGAAUAAAAACUUAGAAAUAUCGAACACGACAAAAUGUAUUGCUGUAUCUCCGUGGGGCACCCUGUAUACUAUACAGUGUAUAGCAUCAGCGUUAUGAUAAUAUUAUUAUUUAAUUAUCGCGCGGAUAUACGUGCAAUCCGCAUUGGUAUAAUUGCGGUCAAAAUAAUUAUAAACGUGUUAAUAUUAUGAUAGAAUGUUAAUCAAUUUAUAACGACUUAUUGCAAAAUGGGUUUCUUUUUUUUUUUCUUUUUUUUUUCUAGACAUAACGCCACCGCCGACGACGAUUUUCUUCGAUAACAAUCGCAUAAACUUUGUGUUACAACUUUCUAAAAUUAUGUACGGCAAUCGAAUAAAACUUACAAUUCUGCAAUACGUAAUUCUCGCAAUAAUAAUGUAUACGAUUCCCGUUUUAAUUUCAACGAGUCGUGGACAAUUAUAUCAUUAUUACAGCGAUUCAAAUAGGAACCGACGACGACGCCACUACGCGACUUAAUGGAUCCACCGUACCCGGCACAACCCAAUAGCCCACCCAUCGUAAUUGUAUGGUACGACGUUACGCGGAACGCACUUAAGGAAACCGAAUUCGAUAUCGAAUUCGAUUUCCGUAUAAAUAACUGUUAUGCAACGAGUUUCGGAAAUUCUGAGCCUAGGGAAAAAUCUAUAAUAAUUGUAACGCAGUAAAACUAAUAUUUGUUGGUUUUUUCUCCAUUUCGGUUUAGUAAAAACGCUCCGAUUUUUUUAUAGGUUUAUACCGUUCCUUAUAAAAAAUUACGGAUUUUUCGUUUAACGGUACUUUUUUUUUUUUUUUUUUUUUAAAAAAAACGAUUAUCAAAAUUCCUCGUACUUUAUCCGAAAAUUGUACCUAUUUGGUUUUCGAGACCGUUUCUGAUUGUAAAAUUUUGUUUGUACAGACAGGAAAUACACAAACCAUAGUGAUACGUUCCUCGCUCAGUGUUUAAAAUACAUCCGUUUUUUUUCUUAUACCCGCCCGCCCGACUAAAUUUUAAUGGCUCUACCGAUUUGAACAUGUACCAUAACUCGGCCGAGUAUCAUAUCAAGUCAUAUGCGUAAACCAUGAUGGAAUCCGUUUCCGAAACUAUUAUCGUUUUCAGUUUAUUGAUAGUGUUAGUUCCGGCUGCUCGACGAGACGCUCGCUCGUCCGGGACAUGUCCGCGGUUUGUUUUCUCGAGAGUUUUCGUAUUAUUGCGAGUAUUGUCGUACAGUUGUACGGUUUCGUUUCUCGUCAACGAGCCGCACGUCAUUCCGUACAAUUUCGUAACACGACCGUCCCUAAAACCGAAAAAAAACGAGUGUGACGUUGUUGUUUUGGGACGGCGGCGGUGUUUGCGUAUAGGUAAUAACUAAUAAUAAUAUUAUCGGUGGCGGCGAAAUGGGCGUGCGGCCGGAGCGGUUUACAUAACGAGAAACGCGUUACGCCGAUGAAAACUUCUACGCGCGCGCGCACACCCGGUAUACCCACUACCUCGGGGGCAAAUCAUUCAUAAACACAUUCCGACUGCAUAGUUUUUAUGUGUGUGUGUGUGUGUAUGUGGAAUAUUCAAAUAGCACACGCCGGCAAUCGUUAAAAAGAAUAUAAUCUAUUGCGGCGGCGGUGACGACGGUGGAAAGGACGAAGUGUUGAAAAAAAAAAAAUAGAUAUAUUUAUAUACACGCAUAACAUACAAACGCCCGAUAGAAAUGCGAAGUAUUGUACCGACUGCGGAGUCAAUUAACUGCCUUCGCCACUGUGUGUGCGCGCGCGCGCGUGUGUGUGUGUGUGUGUGUGUGUUAACUUAUUGCCGUUCGAAACAAUUUGAAGAGCAAAAGAAAAAAAAAAAAUCACCUACAUAAAUCAACUGCGAUCGUACGGGACCGUAAUAAGAAUAAAAUAAUAUAUCGAAUCGAAACCGCGAAAACUUGUUUUGUAUAAUAUGGAAGCUGACGAACGGAGAUAGAGAAAAAAAAAAUGUUUUGGCACGACAACACGAUGUUUUCGGGCCGCGUAUAAUAGAGAGGAGAGGAAACGGGGAGAUGAUGGAGAGAGAACGAGAGAUGUGAUGCGAUCGAAAUAAUAUUCGUCCGGUUUUCGUAACGUUUUCGCGAGGCGAUACGUCAGUCAAUAAUAAUAAGCGAGAAUAUUGGCACGUGUGUAUUCUUGUGUACCCGAGUACAAGUCGUUCACGAAUCGUUUUUUUUGGGGGGGGCACGUGAAUGUCGACGAUCGUGAAAAUUGCAUUAAGGCCACCUCCGUCGUCGUGAACCUAUUUUACACCUACUGCAUUAGUUUCGCGUGCAGUCGUGUUCGAUGCACAGCAGCAUGUGUCAUCCGAGGUCUUCAUCGGACAUAGAAUAAUGAAAAAAUUAUCCUAUAUUAUAUACAUUAAUGUAUACCGGAAACAGGUAAAACGACUAUAUUUCGCUGGUGAAUCUCGUCCGGACACUCUCGAGCAACGGAAAAAUCCCAAUCGAUACUGAAGUGUAUACGAGUUCAAUCGGUCAAAAUUUCGUAUUUAAAAUUUAUUUAACGGAUCCGGAUUAUUCCGACGAAUCCGGAUCGGUCGAGAUUAUACGGAUUGUUACCAUUUGUUUUUCAAGCCGAAUUUCGAUUCGAUCCGGAUCAAGCGUUCGACACUAUAAUCAUUGCUAUGAACGUCUGACGAAUAUAUUAUUGUUGUUAGUCUCGUGACGCGUGUGCAGUGUGCAAAAUCUCCGAGAAAACAGGAAAACGAAUCGAAAUCCGCGGUUGUUCGAACGGAAAAACGGAAACGCCAAAUAAUACGGUUUUUUUUCUCCGCUCUCGUCUCGGUCAUUCCGUCCGUGGCGCAUUUGACUCCCGCGUUGACGAGCGCCGCCGCAGUGCGUUAUUGUAACGAAAACGGCGCGCAGUAGUUACAAUAAAUCGCCGCGCGUUCCGCGACUGUCGCGUUGUAAAACCGGAAGUCGCGAAAACUUUGUACGAUCGUUUAUGCGUACGCGGGUCCGUCGUACAAAUAUAUUAAAUAUAAAUCACGAAAACGAGGAACUGAUCGUGGCGGAUUGCGGCGAUGGGUCGCGGAGGAAAAUCGUUUACGUCGGCGUCACUUUACGGCACGGUUGAACGCGUGUACGCGUUCGCCGCGAAAACCUCGCGUCGCCGUAAGGGUCCGAAGACAUUAUCAUCGCGGCGAACAAGGUGUACGUACACGAAAAGUGGCAGCGACACGCGUUCUCGCGGCGCGACGAUUCCGAUUUACAGCGAUUACCAUUAUUAUCAUGUGGGCACCUCUACGCGUUAACACGGCGGCGUACAACGCGUACCGGGUGCACGGUCACGUUUUAAUCGCGGCCCCGGUACAACGUCGUGUGGACAUAAUGAUUGGGUCGCGAAAAGUGCACCCGAAUGAAAUGCCCAUCUCGGAAACGGGCGGCGACCCCUGUCGCGGGCGCACGCGCUGUAAAUACCACGGUAUCUCAUCACCGAUGGUUAUUGAUAACGACGACUGGUUCUCGGGCACGGUACCGCCCGCCGCGGCGACCUUCGCCGCGGGAACAAUGCGCUCGCGUUCUGCGUUACAAUACCACUACGCGCGGAUUCCUUUAUAGGAAAUACGUUAAAAUGCCCCUGUUCGCCGCACACGUAUGUAGAGGCACUUGGCUUUGCUACGCGUUUUAAUAGCGAUUCAAUUGUAUUACGUUACGGGACAUCGAUGGUAAUUAACGAUCUCGUUCUCUCCGCCGUUUACUGUCGUCGGCUAAUCUCUUCGAUUCGCUGUAGUCUUGUAAGGUCACGCAUCAGAAAUCAUCUUUUUGAUACGGCGAUGUUCUCGGUCGUGCUCGGUCCCUUUUGCCGUUUAUCCUCGCUUCCAUUUCACCGUGUAAAAGCGCGCCUGCGUGUUCCUGAACUCUUCCGUCUCCCGACUUAAAUCGCACUGAAAACGUGUCUAGUUUCAUUUGUUUAGCUAUUAGUGUGUGUCGUUCUCCGUUCUGUCGUACUGACUCGCGUCACUCGCUUCUCCGACGCCACACCUCGGAAGAAAGAUUUUCUCCCGAUUCGUUCAACACUCCAGUUUCACAACCGUGAUAAUAUUAUUUAGCGCCACAUUUUUUAUGGACAUAAUUUACUUUAACCGAACACUUUUUCACCCCUAUAACACACAAAGUUAUUAGAACACGGCGAGUUCAAAUAUAAAUUGUAACAUUGUAUUUAUCCGUCGACCCACUCAUAUUAUAACAAUUAUGUACACAUUUUCGCUUUGAAGGAAAUGUUUGUUUCGAAGAAUUGGGAUUUUGUCGGUGGCGACGCCCUUUUGGUUUGCACAACGGUGUACCGUUAAUGAUACCGAUACAAUUUUAUUACGCCCGCCUUUUACGACGAAAUCAUAACCAAUUAUUUUGAACUACCCCGCAAUCCAAUCAAUAUGUAUAUUUUACAUUGUACAGGUUAUUGGGUGGGUACACCGCGCGGAAAUCCAUGCGAUUGGCGCCGUGCGGUGCAGUAUUUCAGGUAUGAACCGUCAUCCCGCGUGUGGAAUAUAAUUAGUUUCGAAAAGAAAUUUCGAUUUUCGCAACGCGACCUAUUCUAAUAAAAAAAACCGUUACCCACCGUCGCUGCAGCGCGUGUGUAACGAAUAAAAACCGAUAAAAAUAAACCGGAUUUAAUUUUCAAAAUUUUUUUUUUUCGUCUUAUACAUAUAGGUAGUGUCCCGGAAUAACUCAAAUAUUAAUAUUAUAAUAUUAAGUGGAUGUUAAUAUAUUAUAUGUAUAAAUACUCAAUAUAAUUUUUUUUUUUUUACGGGCUAGUUAUUUCCUCGACGACUGCAACAGUGCAGAUCGUAAUCGUGAGAAUCGUCGUACUAUUAUUUUGUCGAUCAUUUACGAGUGUUUUAUAUCUACUUGCAAAACGUAUCGCGUACCGUAAUUUAUCAUAAAUAACGCGUGUAGGUACGUUAUAAAAAAUAGCGAUUAAUCAAAACGUCAGUGUAAUAUUCUUUGUCCGCGGUGCGCAUCGGUCGAUGUGUCUGCGCCGGUGCCGACUUCGCGAGUAUCGUACUGAAAGACGUGGUGUGUAUACCGUAGUUUGACGACGAAUUUUUCGAAUAUACAUUAUGACGAAGGCGUAUUUACGGGAAGGUGGAGAUACGAGGGAUAAAUUUCCCACAAAGAUCUUUUUAUAUUUUAUAUAUUUAUUUUUUUUUUUUUUUAUGAUGCCAAUUAGAAGGUAUAUGCAUUUUAAUAGGUUACUAAUUUUUUUUUUUUAUUUUUACUUUUGAAAGAUAAAACUAUCUAAAUAAUAGGUAUAGUACGAAAGAAGUAUAAUGUAAUUAUUUAUACAAACUUUAAAUCAUUUAAAAAUACAUGUAUUUUGUGGUUAUAAAUAAACCAGACUAUAAAAUGUGGGUUGGAUUUCCUGUCUUAUCCAACAAAGAAUUCAAGUUAGCAAUAACAGGUGGAAUCAAUGAUUUGUGUUUGAAAAAAUAAUAAAACUCGAAUUUAUAUUACACGAAUUUAUCAAACAAAGUAAAAUUGAAUGUAUUAUUAUAAGAUGCAUUACAGAAAAAAUUUGAGCCUCUCCAAAAAAAAAAAAUGCAUAUUCCAUGACCCCCUCCAGAAAAUCCUAUAAUAUACGCCUCUUCGCAUUAACGAAUCUGCGUAGGUCUAUAUGUUACCGUGUCUGUGUAGACGAUCGAGGAAAGAUCGACACAAACCAGUACGGCACUGACCGCGAGAGGCUGGGUGUGGGGGAGAAGCGUAUAUAUACGAUACUGGUCCGGGAGGGUUGCGAGGAUAUAUUUUUAUAGUGCGAUGUAUGUGUAAGAACGGUAAUGCCAUGAUUUUUUUUUUUUUUUUUUCCAUUAGACCAGUCACGAGCCAGAUGUUGAUCACCUGCCUCCGGUUUGGUAGCUACAAUAUAUAUACAUGCAUAUAUAUGUUUCAAAAUCCAACGCGCUUGUAAUAUUAUAAUAAUAUGUAUAACUGCAGCGCCGUUGCAUCGGCCACGGUACCAUCACCACACCGUUAUUGCGCGCGUAAAUUACAAUAAUGUUAACAGCCGAGACAUUGGGGGAGGGUAUAAUGUUAAAAUUAACAGUUUGGCAUGCAGACUCGAAAAGAAAAACAACAGAGUAUUUUAUAAUAAACUAAACACGUUUAAAUUUUUCACCGCACUAUACUUCAAACGUCUAUAAAUAGUAUACCUAUAUAAAUACAAUGACGCCAUAUUUUUGUACGCCCCCGAUUCGUCGUCACAUCCCGAGACCCGUACAAAAGUCUUUUCUUCCCCAUAUAUUUACGGGCUGAUAUUUUAUAUUAUAGUAGUGAUGGGAACCUCGUAAACUCGGAGGAACAAAGACGCAUGUCGAAUCACCCUCUUCUGUAAUAUAACGUCGGCAUGACUAUACGAGGUUAUUCGAGUGGAAAUGUCUAUUUCUUUUAUCGAAAUUUCAGUUACAGGGGUACAGGUGUACAAAAUGUGUAAACGGCUGUGUACACGAGUUUAUAACAUACCAACGGGAACAGUGGGGUUCAAUAUAUAUAUAUAGUACCUCAGUGCCGAAUACUGGUUCAAAUUUUUUACACAGAUUUUUAACUUCACAAAGGUCAAUCGAUGACACUCUCGCCUCGAAAUUAAAAUAAUAUAUUAUAUUUCCGCGAUUCACAAAUUGCACUUUGACCUCCCUGUUAAUGAAAAUCACACGUGUAUACACUACUUAUACUUUAAAUAGUAAAAAGUACUUUAAAGUAUACUUUAAAUAAUAUCUGAUCAUAUGCAGAGUAAUCAACAUAACAUAACAAGACACUCAUUAUCUCGGAAAGUAUUAACUUUUUUCAAUAUUUGUUCUUUAGACCAUUGAAGAGACGAACAGCUCUAAAAUGUUUCGUGUACCUUAUUUUUCGUCACCUUUAUUUUAGGGGAUGAAACUACUACCCGUUUUUAAUUUUCAAAUAGCAAAUUACAAGUUCACGGAGAAUACGGAAAUAACCGAAUACAUUUGUCGGCCAAAUAGUUUUUUGACCGUCAAAAUUACCGAAUAAACUGAAUAAACGAAUAGUUUUUCCACUAUCGAAUAGUUUUCGACAAUCAAAUAGUUUGAAUACUUUUUGACUAUUGGACAAUUUUUUUUACUACAGAAAUUUACCUAGUACAGAUUAAUUAUCGAAUAGUUCGGUAGUCAACAACUAUCCAACAUUUCGAUAGUGGCUAUACUCGAUAAUGCCCAUCACUAGCUGUUAAUUUUAUAUUAUCGACCUAUCAUCAAAGUUAGAUGUAUAGAAACAUUGUCUAUAUGUAUUAUAAUAUUCUUAUCUAAUAAUAAGUACCUUGAUAACAGGCCAAUUCACUCUAGUAUAAAAACUAAUAGCAUAAAAUCGGUUCUAUUGUACGAAAAUUUAAUAUUAUUUUGCAACUUUCAACAUUAGCCAUACCAUAUAUUAUAUAUAUUAACCAUUAUUUAUUUAUUUUUUGUCUCUCUCUCUCUCUCUCUAUUUCUCUGUGGUAACUAUAGCGUGUUGUUUUCCGAAGAUUCGACUCGCAAACUCGGCGACGGCGACGACGGUCGAAACAACAACGAUAUUCCGGUCAAGGGGAUUACGCAAAGUCCCUCGAAGCGAUCUGCAGGUUUCUUCUUAGAUACAUACAUAUUAUAUACCUGUACAAUAAUAUUACACUAGAAUCUCGGACAUGGUCGUCGUUUAUAAUAACACAUAAUGAUAAUAUUAAUAAUCGUGUGCUGCAAAAGUAUAUACUCUUAUAGGUACGUCAUCAAUAGGUAACCGGCUAAUGCAUAACACGCGUGAUUUUGUAAUGUUUUUUUUUUUUUUCUAAUGUCUGCCGCGCCUAUUUUUUUUUUUUUUACCAUAUUGUUAUUAUUUAUCGUCGUUCGUUCUUUAUAGUGAUCACCCGUUUUAUUAAUCGGUUUUUGUUUUUUAUCCGCAGGAACAUGCGAAUGUUUGAACAGCAACAGACGAAUGUCGAAAAGAAAACCGGCAAGCCGUUGGUGACACCGGACAUGGACGGUCGUUAUUACCAAACGGUCACUGCCGUUCCGGCCAUCGUUUUAGAAGAAAGUCCGAAAUCGGCCGAAGUCAAAAGAAGUGCGUAUAACUAUAAUGAAACACAUGAAUACACUACACUCAACAUAAACAUAAACAAUACGCCGUAUUUUUGUCAAAUUUUCCCUGAAAAUAGAGAUUAUUGCAUUGUAUUGUGCAAUGUAUCAUGCUAUGUAUAUACAUUUAUUUUUUCCGCUACUUUUGGACAUUUCUAGCGGCUCCCUCUGGCCCCAAAUUAGCACAGAUUCCGGAAUUAGUUAUCUAAAUUGAGAUGAAAUUUCAAUAUGAAUUUAACCAUACCGUUGCGGGCGGAGAGUGUUUUUUAGUUAUGCACACCCCUAAAGACUAUGGAUAGCCAAAUAAAAUCCGGGAGAUACAAUUUUGUAAAUUCAUCACAUGCAAUUUCAACUUUCAAUUUCCCCUAUUUUUCAACGAUCAAAUUUCACUAUUUUUUCGAAAGUAGUAUAGUAUUUUUAGUAUAAUAUAAUAUAGUGUUGUAAAUAUUUGUAUUGUUCGGUUAUUUAUGGUUUUCAAAAGUAUAUUUGUAUUAUACAAAACAGACAAGAGAAAAUUUGAUUCUAAUGAGGGAGCUUUGCUGCUCAUAAGUGUUUGAAAAUUCUCUUUCAUCAAAACACUAGACAUAUAAGAAUAGGGUGUCCCACGAAAAUAUACGUAUUGCAAUAACUCUUGAGAUAAUAAAGAUAAUCAAAUUCUUUUUUUUUUUUAUGUUACUCGUAUUACUAUAUUUACUCGCAAAAGGUAUAAAGACUAAAAAUAUUGAUAUUUAAAUUAAUUUUUUAAGUUUUGGUGAAAAAACUAAUAAGUUUACUUUUUUCUUGAUUAUUUUUGAAAAAUUUGAAAAUUUCUAUUUUGUAGUGUUUAUUUUUCUAAACAUUUGACAUACCAAUUUUUUAUUUCCAUUAAAUUCUUGAUUCUUGAAAAAUCGAUAAGUAAAUAGAGUCCACAUAAAAUGGCUAUCUAUACAUUUUUCGAAAAUGAUAAAAAAGAGUUAUUUUUUUAGAUUUUUUUUAUCAAAAAACAACAAUUUAACUCAAAUAAACAUAUUUGUAAUCCUUAUCCUUGCGAGUAAUAUAAAAACAAAAAAAAAAAACAGAAUUUGAUUAUCUUUAUUAUCUCAGGAGAUAUUGCAAUGGGUAUAUUCGUGCCUUAUGAAACACCUUGUAUGUAUAUAUAUAUAUAUCAAUAUGAAUAACGUUCGAAUUUGUGCAUUUUCACAUCUCAAUCAUCAUAAUAUAACAUUGAUAUUUUUGACUCGUGAAUGUAAUAUAUUUGUUUAAAAUGCGUUUCCUCACGAAGGCCGCAAAUUACGAUCGUUAAAAAGAUAAAAAGCGACGAGAUAUUUUUUUUUAACCAUAAAUUACCUAAGUUUUAAUAAACCACGAAUUAUCGAAUACGUUUCUUUUUUUUUUUAUUCGAAUUUAAUGUUAUUUCAACAUAGUAAUAUUAUAAUUUAUUACACUUUUCCUCGCUACAAUACCAUUAUAGGUACCCAUGUAUAGUGCCACUUAUUGUUACAUUUUCAUUAGACGUAUAAACAACACUUUAGGUACUCUCGGAAUUUCGAUUAUUUUAUGUUAUCGAUUUGUAGAACUCGAUAGUGACGUAUCCAAGAGGGAGAGGGCGGAGAGAUCUUCAUCACCUCUUUAUGGCUGCGUUAAAAUACAAACAGAUAUAAUACAAAUCAACUAUGUAUGCAAAUGAUUAUACUGCUUAAUUAUAUGAGUAUCAUUUCACCAGCCCGGGCAUAUGAACAAAUCAUGUAUUUAACAUCAUAGUGAUUUUUUGGUCCAUUAGUCUCUAGUAAUCCCUAAAGUAUUAAAUUCUAUGUACUUUAAAAUGCACGAUGGUUCAUUAAAUAUGCUCACCACAUUUGUAUGGUUAAAUUUUGCAUACACUAAAAUUCUGAUUUUUAGAAUUUUUAAGCCUAGUAAAAGCUGAUAUUUUCGAAUACUAAGAUUUGUCACAGCAUAUAAGGAGUAUUUUGUGGUGACAUAAAAUUUGAUUUUUCAAAUAAAAACCAACAUUUAAAGUUCUAUAAAUAGACGGAGUAUCAAUUUAAAUACAUUUUGGUGCUGACAUUUUUGAUUUCUGUCAGCCCAUUAACGAGAUAUUUCAAUUUUAAGUUUAGAUAGGGGAUGAAUAACAGAGCACUAUAAAAACCCGGCUCGCCAUUCCGUCACACAAAUAAUUCUUUUAGACCAUUAUCCUUAUUUUUUUAAUGUAGAAUAAUUCAGAAACUUUCCAUUCAAAUUUCAAUUACAAUACGUCAAUAUUUUCAGAAAAAUUAUCUGAUUUAUAAUUUGCAUUAAAACAUGUCGAUUCUCAUAUAAAACCUUUUACCGACAAUUUAAAAAAUUAGAUACCUACUAUGUGAUCCAUUUAAGUGAAUGCAUUCAUUAUCUCAGAAAGUAUUAACUUUUUUCGACAUUAGUUUUAUAGAACAUUUAAGAAACAAGCAGAUUUACAAUUUUAUAUUUAUGUUAUCUUUUGUCACUCUUAUUUUUGUGGGUAAAACCACAACCUAAUUUUGAUUUUCAAAUGGUAACUUAUGUUUAAAAAACCCAUAAAUAGAUGGAGUAUAAGUUAAAAUAACUUUUGGUGUUGAAAGUUUUGAUUUCCGUCAACCCAUUGACGAAAUAUUCUAUUUUUAAGUUUUGAUCGGAGGAGAGUAGUGGAGCAUCAUUUGUGUGGUGGCACGGCGUGCGGCGUGUUAAAAAUACACCACUACUUUCCCCUGACCCAAACUUAAAACUAGAAUAUUUCUUCGACGGAUAUCAAAAGUUUCAACACCAAAAUUUAUUUUAACUUAUUCACCAUUUAUUUAUGGAAUUUUUAAUAUAAGGUUACCAUUUGAAAAUCAAAAGUAUAAAUUCCAAAAAAGUUAAUACUUUCCGAGAUAAUGAGCAGAUCCACUUAAAUGGAUUGAAUUAUUGAGAAAGAGAUCAUUUGAACUACUGUAUAGAACAAAGAAAAGAAGGCAAGAUAUAUUGUAUCCUAUACAAGAUAUCUGAUGAAAGGCUCAAGUGGAGAUUUCUUAUUGAACAUUUUAGAAGUGAGAAUUGAAGGAAAGAGGAACAUAGAAAGACAACGGAUAAAAUUUAAAAUUUCAUCAAGGAAUGGAUAUAUAUAUAUAAAUAUUAACACUUCUGAAGAAUGUGAUAGAUUGGUGGACGAUAGAGAAGAGUGGAGAAAAAUUAUUAGAAAUGCCUGAGCAACCUUCGGCCUCGAAGAAAUUAAAGACACCGAAGAAAAAGAAGAUACCUAUAUUAUAUUAUCGAAUUUCAUAAAUAUUAUAAUGUACGUAUAUUAUUUUACUUAUCGAGUAAAGCGGUCAAUCUAAUAAUGUAUGCGAUAUUUUCUCCGGUGUAUAGGGUUAACGAGCCAAUAAUUUUUUUUUUUUUUUUUCAAUAAUUCGCUGUAUAUAUUUGUAACAAUGGCCGUGGUAAAACGUACGUACCUACAGAGGACGCCAAACACGUUUAGAAUAUUAUAGAUACAUUGCACCGCACACACAUUCACCGGUCAAAAUAUUAUGGGCUUGGCAAGCUCCUCGCGCGGUUGACACACACGCGCGCGCGCGGAUAAGAGCCGGUACGCGGCGCACCGGGACGACGACGACGAUUUUGGCAUAAACCUUUAUAGGUUAUUCUCUAUAAUAAUAAUAAUAAUAAUAAUAAUAUAUAAUAAUCUUAAUACGUUAUAAUAUUAUUGUGUCUAUAAGUGCAGCAUUUAUAUAUCUGUGUAUAAGUACUUUAUUAUUAUUAUAAAUACACGUUCGCGGUUUAUACCGGGGACACCCAGUAUCGGUAUAUAUGAAUGGCCGAAAAUUUAACGUUUUUUUUUUUUUUUUUUUCCAUUAUUAUUCGAUUUUACAGUUUAGUCCUUUAUAAUAUUAUUAAUAUAUUAUAAUCGUUAAAUAUAUCUUAUAUUACAUUCGCAUACCUAUAUUCGUGUAUAAAUCGGCUGUAUUAUACAAUGUCACCUCUCGUAGCUGCAUAUAUACAUAUCCUAUACAUAUUCCGGUUUUGCGUGUAAAUUUGUAAUCGAAAUAAUAUACACUUUAGCGUAUUAUUUUUUACACUGCAUCGUAUAGUAAUAAGUAAUAUAGUACUGUAGUAGUAGCAGAGUGUGGGACGUGUGGGUAGAGAUAGCGGCCGGUGUCUGUGUGUGAAAAGAAAUGUAAAUAUAAACAAAUAAAGAACAAACGAUGGGUAUUAUUUUUUUUUUUCCCCGUAAUUUUUUUGACGUGGUUUUCGUCGUAUCUCACGAAAAGCAGCCGCGCGAUGUCCGAUUUGAUAUUAUAUGAUAUUAUGUGCGCGUUUAAACACCAUUAAGUGUGUGAUGUUGUAUAUAGAUCUCUGAAACACGAUUCUCGCCCGUUGAAAAUUGUUUUUUCUUUUAUGAUUACUCACUGCAGUGGUAUUAUACAUGACGAUGGCUUGUAUAUUAUACACAUAUUUAUAAUAUAUAUAUAUAUAUAUAUAUAUAUAUAUAUAUGUAUGUAUAUACAGUGUGAUUGCGAAAGUUGAGGGCGGGAAUAAAUGGCAAUAAUGUAAAACGAAACAAAUUACAAAAAUGACUAAUAAAUCUUUGGUCCCAAAGAACAGAGAGGGCUGAAGUCAAAAUUUUCAAAUUUCCAAAUUGCAAAAAAAUUACCGAAAAAUUAUGGAAACGAGAUAGGUAAAAAUGCCAAACAUUUAUAUAAACCCUUCUUCUUCCACGAGACCAUAUAUAUAUAUAUAAUAUACUAUAUUAUACAUAUUACGGACACAUUGCACACAUUAAGCAAUUAAUAACUACCACUACUGUUACCAGUAGCGUGCUCAAGGAGGCUAAGGGGGCUUCAUCGCCGUGUUGAACGUGUUAAAAUACAAUAGCGGUAAAAAUGUAUUUUUAAUAUAAAUAAUAAAGACUGUACACAUUGAUAUAUUUUGCAAACGUUGUUAUAUUAUUAGAUUUAAUUCGAUAUAUUUGGCCCCCCUCGCCCCCCUCCAAAAUUAGGAGGAAAAAAAUUAAAAAAUUAUGUAGUACGCCAUUGACUAUUACCAUUAUACUGCAAUGUCGUUGAAUUUCUGUAUAUGGAUGUGUACCAGUUACGUGUAUAUAAAAUUAUAAUUUAUAUACUCGGACGUUUCGGUGGGAACCAUCACUGCAACGUUUGAAAACGGUGGCGGAGAAAGAGUGGGAAUAUAUAUGUAGCGAAUCGAAUAAAUAAUAAAGUGAAAGAGAUAAACUCGUUAAAAAAGAAGAUAUAAACGCUUCCUGUAUUUAAUAACAAUUUUUUUUUUUUUUUAUAUACAACCCUUUUACAUAAUAAUAUUAUUUAUCGAAACGUUCUCUAGUCAUCGCCGCCGCAUUCUGACGUCCACUUUAUUUGCAGUCGAUUGACUCCUCCCGUCAGCGUACGUCCAAAUAUCUUUCGAAACGUAUCAUAUUGCAUCGUAUAUCCUCCGACCACGUAAACCUGAAAACAAAAUAAUUAAAUUGUAUUCGCCCGAUACGCGCAGCAUUUACCUAAUCGGUUGAAUAAUUCGAUAAUAUUGCAAAGCGAGAAAUAAAUAUUUUUCUUUCGUAAUGUUCUACAAGUUAAAAUGGGUACCUGCAGAUUUCGGAGAUGAUAAAACUAUUAAUCGUGUUUAGGUAGGAUCUGGUAAGUGGUAAUAGCGAACAAGGGUCAAUAAAAAAAAAAUUACACAACCAAUAAAUAUAAAAUCUACAGAGACUAUAUGGAUAAAUAGGAGAGUAGUCAACCCAUUAAUCAUUAUAUAGUUAUCUACCAUGUUCGGUAAAAAUAUGAAUAUUUUAAAUACUAUUAAAUAUUUAAAACCCGAAUAACACAUAAUAAUAUAAAAUACGGUAUUUCGCGUGUAAAUAACUUAGUUUUAACAUCACGACCAUAAAUAAUAAAGAAAUGUACGAACCUUACCAUUAAUAUUAUGUGCUCGCAGAGAGAGCAAUUUACCAUAAGGUAACAGUGAUUAUUGAAAUAUGGUUAUCAGUAAUAAAUUUCAAUAGAAAUACAUAAAUUUGAUCACAGAUACUUUUUAUUAAACCACCAAAUUUUUAUUUUAUACCUUAGAAUUCAUAUGAAUGUAUUGUUACAGAAUUAUUAAAAUUAAAAAAAAAAAAAUUGCAAACGAUUUUCUCAAAAUAUGUUCACUGUGGUUCACCAUCAAAAUCCAAUAAAGAUUUAUCAUUUCAUUUGUGAAUAAUUGUGUUUAUUAUUUAAAAACAAACCACAAUAAUUUGUAUAUGAUAAAUGACUACCUAUGUAAUUAAUACAAUUAAUGUGAUUAAAUUAUUAAUAAUAUUAUUUUUUUUUUUUAUUAUUAUUAUUAUUUUAGAACAAUAUUAUCAACUCAUAAUAACCAUACCUACAGUAACCACUGAAAACCACUAUGAUAUAUAGAGCUCCGUAAUUAAUUUCCCGUUUUGGUUAUUAAUGGCAUCGUUUCAUAAUCUCGGUAUUUCAUCUCGAGCGUUCGCAGAUAUUCAUAACCAAAAUACGCCAGAUAAUAUGACCAAAAUAUAGUGUCCACCCGAAACGUAUUAACCGCCUUUCAAAUAUUAAUAACAAAACGCGUUUUUUUUUUCACCGUCUCUCUCUAAUCAUUAAUUCAAAAGCGUUGCAUUAUAAGUACCUAACAUUCUAUAACAACAAUAGUAAAAGCAAAUAUUACGAACUUAUGGUCAAUAUUUUUACAUACACCCACUCAUAAGCGGUACUAUAACGGAAGGAGAAGAAUAUUCGGCCGCUACGCCUGCAGAUUCUCGGUUCCCCUAUAAGCCCUUGUCAGAGCUUAAACCUACAAAAAUCGAACCAAGUAGACCGUACUACAAUAAAUUGACUAAAACUGGUUCAAACCGAUCAUCGCCACCAUAUGGAUUGCUGAAUUAAAAUAUUUGUUCGUUCGCCAUCCAUGGACGUCUAUAUCGUACCGCCUAUACGAGUCCUACCUACAUUUGCUGACAUCGAAUUCCUCGUUAAUUCUAUAUACCUCCAUACACGUACGUAAAUCGAUUGACGAUACACAUUUUGCUUUCGUGGAACCAAAUAAACAUAAUAAUAUGCAAAUCAUUUAAUAUUAUGUUAUUAUAAUGACCGCGAGACACUGCGGGUUAAAAUACUAUUAAAACACGUAUUAUUAUACAGAGUGAUACGUUUAUACGAACCGACGAAGGAUUUUAAGUUAAUUUGAUUUCUGUUUUGUUUUUUUGUUUUUUUUUUUUUUGUUUUUUUUCAGUCAUUAUGGACAAAUUAUUUAAGCUUUGUUUUAAUACUAUUUUCAAUUGUUUAUCUCUACUCAUUAUAUGAAUGUAUAUUUUGGUUUUUCAAAUGUCGACCUUCCCCUUAUAAACGAAAUUGCGAAUAGAUAAUAUUUCCGAGAUAUGUUUACGUAACACUAUUAUAAUAUUUGCCGUUUAUGAGUUCAAGCAGUUGAACAUUUACCGUCUAAAAUUGGAUACAAAGUUUACCACUCCUCUAGUGUACACUUUAAACUGUAUUACAACUCAUAAACGGUAAAUCCGACAUUAGUAUUGUGCAUAUCGACAUUUUUAGAGAAAUAGUCUCUAUUCGAAUCUGUAUUCCAAAAGGAGCGAGUGGGCUGCUGUUUGAAAAUCCAAACUCACCAUCAAUUUUCCGACAAAACCGCUGGAUCGCGAUAAAAUGUAUCACCCUGUAUGUACCUACACGACCGACCAAGGAACCUGAUUUAGUUUGUUGAACACGAUAUUAUUAUUAUUAUUUCGCUACAGAUCCGAAGCCGUGAAUUUCGUCUAGAUUAUUAUAUCCAUUUUUUUUUUACCAGAUAAUCAUAUUUUCAUAUUUGUACGUAUUAUACUUAUAUAAUAAUAUUCAAAUAUAGUUGUGUUCAUUAAUACCCUAGGACGGGUUUCGUUAUUAUACAGAUCAGUAUCGUGUUAUAUUUCGAGACGGCGAUAGAAUUAUUGUCGCUAACUACAAUUUGUCCGAAACUUGAAAUUCAAUAAGUAUAAUCGUAUAUAUGGUAGGUAUAAUUUAACAAUGAAUUUAAGUCAGUGUACUUAAAGGAUGAGCGAUUUGAUACCUCGAAACCUUCGUUACUUGUGACAUUAUCGAAUAUCGAAAUCUGUGUAAUUCUUGGUAUCGGUUUAUCUUAAAAUGGUCAGUGAUAACGUGAUUAUGGUGGUUAAACAGUUUGGUGUUGAAUAAAUUAUCGUUUUUAUUGUAUUAUGCGUUUUAAAGUACCUACUUCGUUAAAUAAUUUCAAAAAUCCUUCCUUAGUGGAUGUCUGUGGCAUAAAAUGUAUCGACUGUGAAAAUGUCAUGUUUCUAACCACAACGGUUUAAAAUGUGCGUCAGUCGGGACACAAAGUCGUGAAUAUAUUAAUGUAUAUUUUAUAUAGAGACAAUGUUAAUAUUUGUGUUGUAUUUUGUUUUCAAAGACAUCGAAAAUCGAGUAUCCAAUACCAAAGUUUUCGUUUCGCCCAUCUAUAGUACUGAAUGUAUUUUAAAGCACUUAACGAGUAGAUUUUUUUUUUUUUUUUUAGAUUAAAACGUAACUACCCAUAAUUUUUAUAUUGACUUGAUAAUGAAUCCACGAGAGGUCGUGUUAGAAAUUUAAAAAAAAACGAACGAAACAACGUUGCUACACUUUAAAUGUGUAUUUGUUUUUUUGUUUUGUUUUUUUUGUUUUUUUUUUUUUUUAAUUCUCCGAGUAUUGACCUAUUCGCACGGCGGCGGUUUGUUAGUUUUAACUUUCACGGCCAUUAAUCCCCUAUACUUAUAUCUAUGACUCGUGCCCGUGUCGUGUUCCUGUCAAAUAUAUUAUAAUAUACAAACGUAGUUUUUUUUUUUUUUUUUUAUACGUAUAGGUAACACAAAAGAAAACUGAACAUUUCUCCGAUUACAAUAAAAAUAUAUGUGUAUAUAUAUAUAUGUAUUAGGCGUAUUUUACCAAUAAUAUUUUAUUUACGUACAUAAAUUUGUAUGCGCGUUGUUUAUAAACGAAAAUAAUAUAUAAUUUACGAACAUCAUAAACCAAUAUAAUAUUCAAAAGACUCGUCGUUGUAAAUUAUUUAUUCAUAACAACAUAAUAUACAGGGUGUCCCACGGAGUUCUGACAAAUGCAAUAAUUUUUAUUACACGUUAAAUAUUUCUUUUAAGUUGUAAUUUUAAUUUUUGUAAUGUAUCGUAAAAAGAACUGCGAUAUAUUAACAAAAUUUCGGUUCGUUAUUUCCUACGGAGUUCUGAUAAUUACAAUAACUUUUAUUAAGUAUAUGUUCAAUAUUUUUAAAUUUGUUUUUUUUUUUUUUUUUUGUAAUAAUUAGUAUUUGUUCAUGUUUUAUGAUUUUAUGAUUCGUACUUAUAUACGUCAAUACCCAGUAUAAUAACUUAAAUAUAACAAAUGAAUAUUUAUAAUAAUAUCACUAUGAGUAUUUUUUCAUGAAAAAGUGGUGAACCAAUUGUAUUUUAGUUAUUAUUUAGUAGUAUAAAUAAAAAAAAAAAAUGUAAUUUUUGUAAACUUCAAAAAAAUUUAGAAUAAUUAACCACACAUAAUUAGAAAGAUGUUUCAUUGCAGCAAUGUAUUGUUUCAAAAUAAAUAUAUUAAAUGGCUGCCUUUUAUUUUAGAUUCCGAACGUAGCCAGGGAGCUAUUGGUUUUAAUAAGAUGUUUAUUUUAUUUUAUUUUUUUAUUCUAGUCUGUGGACACGGUUUUCCCUUGUAAAAUACGCGAUUUGUCCACUCCACACCCUAAAAUCCGCAAAGUUACGCCAGUCACGCCACCGAAAUAACGGAUAAAAUAUACACUUAAACGACAGCCCUCAAAGGCGCCGCGCGUUUGAUAUCCCAGCGUCUCUCCUAUCUUAUCUUCUAAGACCACGAUCGCAUUACUGUACUUUUGGCGUUUAGGUGGUCGUAUUUUUUUUUUCUCGACAGCGAGACCUCGAACACGAGUAAAACACGCGGGUCCUAGUCCGCCCGCUUUCCCUCCCACACACACACACACACACACACGCCCAUCCAUCCCCUAGCGACAGCCAAGGAACAGCAGGCGUGUUAAAACACCCUGUAGACGUUCGUAUCACGGUGACGUACAUCGAACGAUAUCCGCGUGUAUCGCGAUCGAAAUUAUUACACGCGCGCCCAAUCGUAAUUAAUCCGGACCCGGUCGUUGUUAAUACGCGUGAUGGCAUAAUAUCGGUGCACAGAUAGUGGUACCGGUGCGGCGGAACGCUGUUACGCUGCGGCCGCGGACCGCGAACAGUUCGCGGUCGUUUAAAAUAAAAAUCUCGCCCCGGGGGCAAAUCGUCAACCCCGUUGUGCUUAUCGCGCCGCGGCGUUACCAGCAGGACGGUGGCGCGCGCGCACGCCGAAAGAAACGCACGUCGGUCGCCGCCGCCGUCUCGUUCCGACCGUGUAUAAUAAUAAAUACGUGUACGCGUAUGCGCGCGACCUUGGGACGAUAAUGAAAUUUUGGACGUACCGUAAACCCGACAACCUUGAGCGGUUGCUCGACUGGUUGAUCUCGGUAAUACGGUAUACGUGCAUACGCGCGCAUGUAUGCGUACGGGUGCGGCGCGCGCGGGGACGCGUGCGGUACGAAGGGGAUCGGACAACUUUUGCCAUUAUAUCGCGUUGCGUGUGAUGUACGCGCGUACACGAAAAAACGAAUCGAAGUAAAACAAUAAUAAUAAUAAAGGUUUCUUGAGUGCGAUUGUUGCCGGUCACGAUUGCUCUGCCGCAGCGCCGACGCGUACCGCCAUUUGCGUGCGCGUCGUACGCGCACGGCUGUCGAGCCGCGUGAGCAAUCUCGAGGCGAUUAGAGGCGUCGCGUGCACGCGCGCGCGAGAAGCAGAAAAAGAAGAAUCCGCGUCCCCGUCGUUCGCGCGCGCGUGUAGAUACGUCUUUCUGUUUUAAUUACCGACCGCGUAAUCGUUUGUUCGUUAUGCUCGCCGCCGCCGCCGCCGCCGCCGCCGCAGCUACUGCUGUACAAGAUUUUUUAUUUUUUUUGCCGAUCGGAAACCCUACGGUGUGACGGCAUCGUCUACAUACGCGUGCACACCGAUCUUCCGAAUCGUAUGCACGGCGCGACAGUGUAGAUUCCACUGCGAAAUGCGUAUUUGCAUUUUUAGUAAAACGUCUACGUGAAAACUAUUCGGAACACGCCUAUACACUUAUUUACUCGUUCUGUAAUUACGAAUCCGGCGUUAUUUACAAUAGUGAAAAAAAUCGGAAACUUAAAGGGGGGGGGGGUUUGAAAUUCCAAAGACCGCUCUCUUCCGGUAUUUGACCGUAAGGUCGGUGUUCGCAGUUUUCCGUAUCCUCUCCGCUCUGUUCUAUCAUCAGCUAACCUCUUCAGUUCACAAUAGUCUGUCAGUGCCGCGUCGGAAAUCACCUUUUCGAUAUAUAUGUUGUUUUUGGUCGUCCUCGGUCUCUUUUGCCAUUCGUUCUCCGGUCUGUUAUAGCCUGUUAUCUAUAAUAUAUGACAUACUCGCCGUAUGUAUAAAAUAGCAUGGCCCGGCCGAUUCGUCAUCGCACAGCUCAAACCGCGGGACGGAUCGAGCUGAAAUUCGGCGCAAGCAAUAGCUAUUGUGAUUUAGGCAUCCGCCUAAGAACAUACUUUUGAAAAAUCAACCACUAAUAUGGCGAAAUAGGGUUUUUUGCGUAUUUUUAGUACAAGUAUCCAAUUGUUUUUUUCGGAACGCGUCCAAUAUGAUCAUAUUCCACCUCAUAACUCGAGUUAUGAGUAUCUGAGUGUCUCUUUGGCUGGUUUCAUUUACUUCGCUUAGUACGCUGUAGUUCGUUCGCCAUUUUUUCCGACUAAUUCACAUCGUUCGUCUUCAAAACCGCACGUCGAAACUUUCAACAAAAUUCUGGUCCGACUUAUGAAUUUCACACCCAUAAUUAGUGCCAUAUUCCAAACGUAUACUUUAAUUAGACGUUUCUUUCACCACCGUACUUAAAUUAUUAGAAAACAAUAAGAUUAAAUAUUAUAACAUUUUGAUUGUUUGACUGUUUUUGUUACAGAACUAAUCACUUGGGGCAGAAAAAUGGGCAAACGGCUGGAGGUUUUUCGGAGGAGCGAGUCCCGCGAUUCUCUGGACAGCCUUUCGUCCAGGGACAGCGUGACCUGCAAACAACCGGUGUGGCCACUAGGUCAACCGUCGUCCUGCAACGAGAACAAGUCAUCAACGCUGAAAGGGUUUUUCACGCGCAUCGGGUCCACCGGCAUGCUGAGCUAUUCGCGCCUGUACAGCAACAGUUUCCGGGAAAAGUUGCAACAGUCCAGCCGGAUGCAGAACGGCGAUUGUCAGCUGUACAGGAGCGUGUCCACUUCCCACUUGGCAACGUCGUACAUGAAAGGAGACGAUCCCGCUGACUGUUUGGACCCCGGCGGGGAACCGCGGGUCCUGAUGCACUGCGACACCGAGGACUGCGCCGACGCGAAAUCCCCCACCGAACCCGGUUACGUGCCCCUGAAAACCCGGAGCUGUGACAACAUUUCGAAGUUGGGUACUUCGAAAAAACCAAACUUCCCGUACGCGUUCCUCAGGUCCAGGUUGUCCGUGUUGCCGGAAGAAAACGGCGGAGGCGGCGCUAUUAGCCACCAUCAUUUGCAUCAGGCGAGGGCCAGCGUAAAACAGAACAGGAACAGUAUCGGUGGUACCGCCCACCACGAAAUAGUAGUCACCGAAGAGCUGUUCAAAGAAAUGGACAACGACGACCGGGAAUACCGACGCGUGUUCAGCAACCUGAGCUCGUCCAACGAAUCGGGAUACGACAGCGACGGGCCCAGGACGAUGGACACGUACCACCAUCACCACCAUCACCGAAAAGCCUGCACUGACGAGGACAGCGGAUUCGGGGACACCAAAUCGCUGGCCACGGACAGUCUGAACGAGUUCGAACAGGAACAACCGGAGCCCGCGUCACCCAGACGGCACAGCGACAAAGACUACAACGUACCGUCCAUGUGCCUGUUUUACAAGAAAAACCGCGAGAUCAACGAUCGCAUAAGGUCGGACAGACAACAGUCGAAACAGGAGACGCCGAAUUUCCAUCGUCGCAUGUUCGUCAAGAACCGUUCGCCGCCGCCGUGCGCCGACCUGUCGUCGUUGCCGGCCGACCUCAACGAUUUGCGGUGUCGCAUGCAAAUAGUCCGGUUGCUUAAAGCCCAAUACGAAGACGACAUCGGCAUCUAUUUGAAAAUGGCCGUCAAGCACGUGGCUGACUACAACGAGACCCGGUUCGUCGUGAUGAAACUAGAGCCCGGCAAAAUAGCGUAUAGGUAAAUUUAUAUUGUAAAUAGUUCGAUUGUACUCUAGACGGAUUGCCCGGCGUUUCCCGUAACCGUCCCGCCACCGUUCGUUCGUGAACAACUGCUCCUACCUCGCGGUAUCACUUUGCGGACCGAUAAUAAUAGAAUAGCAUGUAAACAAACGCGCGAAUAACCUAACAAAUAAUAACCACGUGUUUUCCGCAGGGACGGCAGAAUUAAAAUCAACGACGAGAUAAUCAACGUCAACGGGAAGCUGUUGCGGGGCAUUACCGACAUGUACGAAGUGGAGAAAAUACUGAAACACAGUUUUUCCAUAGCCACCAAAUAUUACGUGGACAUCGUGCUGUCCAGAUCCGAACAAACGGACCCGGUCGCUGCCGCCGCCGCCACCGUCACCGCCGCGGCAGCCGGAACUCCCGACCGCAGCUACUGCGACGCGGAGGCCAAACAAAACGCGAUCUCCGUCAUCAACCGAGUUCUGGCCAACAAAAUGAACAACGGCCGUUCGUCGAAAUCCCCGACUCCGACCAUGAGCACCGUGUACAUGGCCGUGACGUUUUAUAAGGGUGCCGGUCACAAGUCGUUAGGCUUCAGCAUCGUGGGCGGGUCGGAUUCGCCAAAGGGCGAAAUGGGCAUAUUCGUCAAGACCGUUUUCACGAGCGGCCAGGCCGCCGAGAACGGUACACUACUCGAAGGUAAGCCCGCGGUAUAAAUUAUCCACGCGCACGUGCCGUACACUCAUCGUGUCCCGUAUGAAACACGGCCACGUUUUACACAUUUAAAACACCCGAACAGCCGAAUGUCCGACACCGUUGACCUGCGCGUAAAACGGCAAACGACCGGACGCGACCAAAAACGUUAAGUUCGCGGUCCGAAUGUCGUCAGUAUUGCGUAUCCGUUCGGUAAACGGCAAUUCAUUAAAAAUCGUUGGGUGAUAAAAAGCCCGACAAAUUUACGACCGCCAUCGGCAAUAUAAAUUGUUAAAUUUCCGCCGCGAAAUAUAAAACCCGUGAGUAAUUAGCCGGGGGAAAAACAAAAAAAAUUGAAAUGACUGACAUUUGACGUGCUAUUAUUUAAGCGUAUAACUCAUCUUGGCGAGAGAGAGGGGGGGGGGUGAUAUCGCGAUUUCCUAACCGCAAAUAUUCUAACGUCGAAAUAACAGUGCGAUUAUAAUAUUACGGCGGUUGAUGAUUGUGCUUUGGUUGUGUUUGCGCGGUUUGCGGACGGCGACGGCCGGCGCGCAAACGAUUCGCGUUGCGUUAAAAGACGAGAAUUUCAAAAAAUGCGUCUUCUCGGAGAUUGCCCGCGGAAAAACGUCCGAAACGUAAAGGCGGCAACGCGCCGCCAAACUGCGUUGCGAAUGUGUUCUCAAAGCGGCCGGGGAAAAGUAAGCGAACGAUCGGUUGGGGGGGGGUGGAGUGAAGGGGGAGAUGGACGGCAAGAGAAUAACGGACGCGAGGAAUUUUCGAAACCGUGAGAGCGGUCGACGACGACCCCGACAGCCGCUGCACAUUCUGCGCCCGACACGCGCCCGUAUCAUUUACAACGGCAACGACAAUGUCAAUACUCUGCGCGCGCCGUACGCGGUAGCGCGCACGGGGAAUGAGAGGCGGUCAACGGCUGUGACCGCCCCCCUCCCCCGUGCAAGAUCGGUUUAAAAACACGGCGACUGCGGUUGUUUGUUCGCGGCGGUUGUUCCCCAACAUUAAAUGCUCCGGUCUUUCGGCCAAACGCCACGGUUAGGUUAGGUGCGCUAUGCGGCGACAUAGAAAUCCGGCGUUUUCGUCGGUCUUCGAAAUUCCGCAUUGUCGUUUAGGCGAAACGGGAAGGGGAUCCAUGCGAUUCACUCGUCAAUCGUGGUCGCCGUUUACCAAACCCUUUCCCGCUGGCAAUUCCCCGGGCACGCCGGUGUAUGAUAUAUUUUUUUUUUUUUUUUUUUUAACGGCCGGGUUUGAUUUCGUGUUCGCAGGUGACGAGAUAUUGUGCGUCAACGACGAAUCCGUCAGCGGGAUGACGCACGCGCAGGCCAUAAACUGCUUCAAAAAAGUGCGUCAAGGCCCGUUGGGAAUGAAAAUAUGCCGGAGGAAGAUUAUGUCCGACGCCGCCGGCCGCAACAACAAGUAGCGCGCUGAGAGUGCCGCCGCCGUGACGUUGUCGGCCGCGGUCACGGGAAUCGAAACAAUUACGCGCCGCCCCACCGAAGAACCGAAAAUUAACCUAAAAUAACAAUUUAUAAUUCCGUUUGUUUGUCAUUGUUCUUUCGCUCGUAUGUUUUUCCCGCGCGCCGACGACGGCGCUAGAGGACGCCUCGCGCGCCUUUGCCGUCUCGGUCUGAUCGACGCACACCAGCGUAGCGGAAUCCCGUUACGCGGAAACGUAAUACGCGCCGUUCGGAUUGAAAUUGGUGUCGAAACGCAGACAGGAGGACAUUUCCGAGGGUGCGCGGCAUUUUUUCUGUUGAAAAAAAAAAAAAACAAAAACAACCGACACGGCUGUUGUAACUAAUCGUCGUAGAAAAAAAACAUACGCGCAGCCCUCGAAAACGUUCUCGUCUUCACACGUUUACGUUCAAAACUGCAAUAUUUCAAUCUCCGGAGUCCCGCCGCGCCGACCGCCGAGUUUGGGCAGAGACGGCCCGUGCGCGCGCGACGUCCC